AUGCCGCAGGUGGAAAUGAUCCUCUUCCUCAUCCUCAUCAUUGGGAUGUGUGUGUUCGGCCAGGACCCGGCUUCCAAGGUGGUGUCCGACCGCUACGCUGUCUUCUGGAACCGGACUAACCCCAGGUAUGUAGCCCGACCCGCUUCCCCUUGGCUUCUUCUCCGGUUUCUGCAGGGACACACACAGGGGACCCUUCACCCUUGACGUUGCCUGGUUGUAGCUCCAAUUCAUCUGGCUUUGCUGGCGUGAAAUUGUCGACAGAGUGGAUGUAGUACACUCUCCACACUCUGUCAGCUCAACACAGAGCAACAAAUGUGCUCCAGUCUGUUCAGAAAAGCAGAAUCUGACUGUAAAUAUUAAAAAUUAAACAGCUUGUUUUUGGUUUAAUUUAGAGUUGAGCGAUGAAACAUUUGCUUUGAAUUCGCUUUUCUCUGGCAAACCUGGAGGUUGAUGAAUAUUUCUCAUGUCCCCGCUUGAUUGCAACCUUUAUAUGUUGUCUCCGUUGAUUGAUCGUGGUGAUGAUUAGAGUUUAAUACUCCUCCAGAUCGGAAUCAUCUUUGUAAUAACCCAUGUAGCAUAAAUCACCGCUGACAGAGGAACAACAUCUCAUCUCUUCCCCACCGCUAUUGCGCACCAUUAUGCGCUAUUACGCACCAGUGCUUGGUGUUUUGCUCUGCGUUUAGGGUCUGAAACGAAUCACAUGAAGGUUUAGAAGCGCAGAGGAGAAAUGUUCAUCUUAGCUGCUGUGUUUUGAAUAACGCUGAGUCGCUUCAAGUCUGCUGCUGUCGACUAGAAAUGACACUUGAUUCCGUGCCAAAUGGAGAUUCAUCCCUGCAGACUUGGCAGAUAUUUUGGUCAGAUUUUGAGGUGGCGUUGUUUAAGACUCCAAUCUGAAACAGUGCUUUGCUGAGAAAGUGCAGAAAUGUUGUUUUCUUUUAGAUGGGUGACCCUAGAAUUUGUAGUUUAAGGCUUUGAGUCGCACAUUUGCAUAAAAAAGUCCUCCCUGAUAAGCAAAUCUGAAUUCUAAAGUAACAUUAUCUCACUUUGUCUGCCCUUAUGCAUGUUUGAGGGCAGCUGUGGUGACUCAGACUUCUCUCUCUCAGCCCUUGAGCUCAUAAAAGUAAAGUGUGUGUCACUUUGUUUCAGUAAGGCAGAAGAAGAGUCCAGGCUAAAGUUUCAGAGCAAGUCCGGUUCGAAAAAGAAGUUCAUUUUCUCACGAAACUGGUUAGUGGGGCAUCAAAGGAGUUGAACUGACAGGAUGUUAAUGAUACAAAUGCAAAUGCUCUGGUGUGAGAUCAGAGGCUGAUGGAGUUCCUGCCCCGCUAACAGACUUGAUAUCUGCAUCUGAUAACAGCUCUCUGUCCCGCUCACAGGCUGCAGGUUGUUGAGUUUUUUUUUCCCUGUUGGCUUCCAAACCGUUCCCACUUCCCAAGUCUGGUUUCUUGGUUGCCAUGCUCCCCAGUCCUCCUACCCUGCUCCACCCCACUGCCCCCCUCCCGGCCCACGCUGGGGCAGACAAUGCCGGGGUACACAGGGGUAUUUCAGCUGCGGCCAAGGCCCAGCGUGGCGCUCGGUCUUGUGAGAGAUCCACACAUGCUGAGGUCACACACUCGGUAGUAAGCAGGCAAGUUUCGGGUUAAGCAGCGCAGAGGGGACCGUUGUCAGGGUCAAAACCGGGGCAGCACCGCCGGCCAUGGGGCCCCGGUGACGGCCCGGCACAGGCACCCCGCGUGGGCUUUGUCUCAGCAGAAUAGAGGCUAAAUAAAUGAGUAACUCUAAAUGACUGUCUCCUUUUCUCAUUCAUGACUUUAAUCUAAACCUGACCCCGGCUGUAGAAUGUAAGAGAGGGCCAUGUUAAGAGCCUGGGGCCCCAUGACCCUCACCAGAACCUUACAGUAUUCCAUACAAGCUUUCGGGCCCCGGAUCCCUGCUGUUUAAUGUAACCAUACUCAGUAUUGGAGCGCUGGGAACCUGCUGUGGUACAGUCCCAACUUCCAGAUGAGCCGCCCCCCCUCCCUCCUGCCUCCUCUGCUGCAUAUUUGACCAAAGUGGGAGAAAUGGCAUCCGGAGCAGCAGUCCAUACUCAGCCAUUCAUGAAAUCCCCUACAGGAGCUCUGGAAUUGAAAAGGGAAGUGAGUCGUGAAAAAUGGAAAUGCGGUGACAUUUUUCUGUUUUCCUUUUGUUUCAAAUGGGCUGAAAGAAAGAAACUGUCUUGUAAUUUAGACCAACAUGCGUCCGUGUUUGCUUUGCUUUCAUCUCGGAGAAACAUCCUCCUGCGCUGAUGCUUGUUGCUGAUUAGACUCAGACGAGCAGGACUGUGAGCAGCGCCGGAGGAGGGAUUUACAGCCCUGAGGAUGGUUCAGUUUCGCCUGGAGUUUGAAAAGCCUCCACAGUGACAGCGAGUAGCUUUACUCACCCGUAUAAGCUACUUAAUGAAAUUAAACGAAACUCCAGAAUGGAGGAGUCUUGUCAGAGAGAAACUGCUGAGAUACACAUGAUGUAGAAGACGCUGAAAGUCGUUUUUAUUUUUGGUGCCAGAUUUCCCCAAAUAGAAGCAGGAAGGCUUCAGAUAAUUGUGCCAGCAGAGGAUGCAGUGAAGUCGUUUUGCAUUGUUCUCCUCAGAGUCACUCCAUUAGUCUGUGCACUGAGCAGGUACAUGACACAGAUUUAAGAAGUGUGGAAGUGAAAUGUUGAUUAGGAGUAAAACUAAGAGAAGAAAACUGAAACCUUUGAGGAGUGUUGUAUUGUCAUGAUGCAUAUGGUCAUCAUGGAGGGAUAUUGUUGGCAGUUUCUGAAAGUUUGUGGAUAGCUUUACAGAAAGUGAUUGAAAAAUAUGUUGAGGAAAAAGUUAGUGUUGUGUAUAAUCAAUCGAACAGUUUGGAGCCGUGUCUCACUCACAGUUAUGAUAAAGAAGAAUCUUCAAUCUACUUGAAAUUUAAAAGAGGAUUAAGGCCACUUAAAAAAAAAAUAAGGUCAGGUUUUUUUUAAGACUCUGACAUUUUCUCAAAAAUUUCCUGUUUUCUCAUAACUCUUAGUUUGAAGCCAGAAUUCAGAUAUAACACCCCGAGAAUUCUGAGUUUAAAGUCAGAAUUCUGUAUUUGAACUAAGAAAUUUUCAGAAAAGUCUGAAUUCUGAAAAUAAGUGAAUUUUUGAGUUUAACAAGUCAGGAUUUUGAGAUUUUUCAGAAUUCUGAGAUUAAAAUCUAUGAAAUUCUGACAUCGUAAAUCUGAAUUUAAAGGCAGAAUAAGAAAAAAACCUGAGAAUUUUGACUUCGAUCUUAAAAUUCUCAGAUUACUGUCAAAAAUGUGAGUUGAAAUCUAAAUUUUGAGAAAAUAGUAAUUUAUGAAAAAGUCAAAAUCACGAUUUUAAACUGAAAAGUUUGAGUAAAAUUCAUUUUUUUGUCUUUUUAGUGGCCCAAAUCCUCCUCUGUCUUUAAAGGAGUGCUGUGGAAGAUCAAAAUCUUUUUUUAAUCCCUGAAUUGAACCAAGAAACAACAGAAAAACAUUAGUAAAGUGUUUUUCCACAUAUCUAGUCUAACACUACAAUAAGACCAGCAAUGGCUGUAAAACUGUAAAAGAUUUGAGUCAGGGCUUUCAAGAUGUCACAUUUUCACCCUGCGGUUACUGUGACCCGAAAGUUCAUGUAAUUUUUGUGAUAUUAAUGAAAAGUUCAGAUUUUUAUUAGGGUCAAGUUAAGGACAGAUGAGGUUACUUACUGAACUUCACGAACAAGUCUGACUGACUUACUUCCCAGUCACCACCUGUUUCUGGUAAUGUCUUAUCUGACGCUGUCUUUGGUUUGUGAUUUUGCGUUAACUCUUGUCCACAAAGUAUCCUUAUUGAAGAGGAAUCAUGUUUGUCUAUUCCAGUAGAGCGCCUCACUUUUUUUCUAUCAUCUGGUGUGACUUGCCCGUCAGUCGUAGAUACACUGUAAAGUCUCGUUCUUGUAAUCCAGUUUUGUAAACCUUCGGGGAAGAAAUUUCUCUGUUAACGAUCCUUUGAAAUGCUUUCCAAGUUUACUGUAUGAAAGUUAAUGUUGAAUAUUGAAUAAAAUAAAUUACAAGCUCAAAACCUAAUCAUCCAGUUCCACAGAGGAUCACUUCCUGAUAUAGAUGAAAUAUUUCACCACUCUGACUUAUUUAUUGAAACAUUCUGUAAAGGUCUCGUCCUUUUGAACUUCAAUACUUGAUGAAUAUCUGAUGAUAUUUGAAGAUUAGUUUUGGAGGUGUAAACUCUGAGCUUUGUCAACCCUUUAUUAUGUAAGCCUUAUGUGAAUGCAGUCAAAGCCAAGCAGUUUUUAAAUAGAUUUAACAGCAGACAGUGACAGUGACAGUAUGUGAAACUUACUGCUGCAGCCGGAUAAAGCUGUAUAUUCAAAAUCAAAUUCACAACUCAUUGUCGUCUUUAUGAACAAGGAUGUUUUAGCCAUCAACCGUAACACAGUUGGUUCCAGCUUCUUAACCCAUUCCCAAGUUUGUCUCAUAAGAAAGUGGCACCAGGGAGAAAACUGUCAUCUGGGAGUAAAAAGCAAAGCCCAGAAAAUAAAAACGGAGGCACUUGGUUGAGGAAAGGGCUCAUGUAAGAAAAAUGAGCCACAGAUGUUCCUUGUCAGCUCCGCCGUCUGUGUCGGUAACCGAAUGAUAGAAUAAAGCGUACGAGUGGGGUACUUACUGCUGCUCUGACAAGGAGCUAUUAGUGAAUUCCCGGCUCACCAGCUCUUUAGCUGCUUCAUUAAAACCCACCCGGGUCCAUAUGGUACGCAGGCAGGCGCUGCCGUGGCCCAAGGUGUUUAUUUGUUGCUGAUAGGUGGGAUCAGCAGAGAAUCAGGGCCGGGUUCCCUGCUUAAUCUCUCGAGCUGUUUGUGUCUCGGACGCCAUGGAAACUGAUACCCCUCGUCAUCAAAGAAGCUCAUUGGGUGGGACUAACGACCUGACAGCUGGGGAGAGAGGGAUUCCAGCGUUCAGGGAGAGCUCUGUCACCCCGGGGGUUUCCUUUAAUCCCUGAUAAUGCCCCUCCAAAGCUUUCCCCAGCAGAUGCAACAUAUUUCUCCAUAAGACAAUCAAAGAAUCUUUUCAUUGGCCUGAUUUCAUGUUUGACAGAAGUGUGGUUGUUGACUUUAAAAGGCGUCUUUGAUGAUCCAUUUUUUUUCUUCGCCUUUUCAGUUUCUGCACAUAUGUGAUUGUUUUUGGUUGAAAUAAGACCCAAGAAAUUGGAGUAAGCUCUCCAACUUGACACUUGGAGUGCGUGCAUUUCUCUCCCUCACAGACUGACCUCCACUGUUUGCUUUUUCUUACACUGCACUCUUUUUAAUCUCCACUUAAAGAAACAAUACUCUAUUUUUCACUCGGUGGCGAGCUGAUGUUGUGAUAGUUUCCCAGUGGUAUUGUGAGUUGCCCCGUUUGCAUUGUUCCCCUUGUUUACCCUCGCUUUCCCCUCUCAGCCUUUUCCCGGCUCCCUGCCGCUCGGUUCCGCUUGGAUUAAAAACGGACACAAAAAGGCAACCACGUCCAAAUAUUGACUGGGUCUCAGGACCGCAGCCCCUCUCCCAGCACCGGCACAGAGCGCCUGAAAGGCCGCUAUUGUUUCUCUGGUACUCAGCGGCCCAUAGUCAGGUUUUAGCUGAGCAGAGGGACAGAGGAGGAUGAGGAGGAGACGGGAGAGGGGGACGCGGUUGUAGAGAGUAUGCAUAUGUUAUCUGAGGCGGGGCAAGGAGAUUAUAACAGGCGGGACAGCACAGUUGCGGGGGUGAGAGAAACUUCCGCAACAGAGGCCAGAGGCUACGACAGAGGAACAGCGUCCAGGCCGCAGAGUCCCUGGGUGGGGUCAGAAGUGGUGUUUCCACCCCUGAGGAAGUGUCAAUCUGAAAGGCAUCAAAGAGAGCUGAGUGAAUGUGAUUUCCUGCAGGGCGGGUUCAGAAACUAUCAAUAAAGUGAGGAUGAGAGGCUUCUUAUCUGAGGUUUACCUUUCAUUUUAUUACAAAGUGCAGGAGCAUUAAGCCUCCUUACAGCACUCCGCUCUCUCAGAGCAUGAAAUGAAAGAGCAGCACUCAGAUAGGAGAUCUGCCUUACUCACUCUCUCAUAUCAUGUUCAGUGUCCCACCACUCACUCUGCUUUAAUCACCUGUACUUUACUAAAAGUGCCUCAUCAGACUGAACCUUCAGGUCACUUCGGCUGUGACUUUCAUGAAAUAAGAUUACUGUUGUGGGGGGUGUGGGGGGUGGCAGUUGUCCUGCGGAGACGCCCGUCAUUCCUCGUGCUCUCUACGACCCUGCCUGCAGAGAGGAGCGGCCCCUGCCCUCCUUUACGCUCUGACUAAUAAGUCCAGACCCUCAGGCUGUCGGGCAUGAUUGACAGGAAGUAGUAAUGAAGGGUGACUAAUAAGUGUGGCAAGUUUAUUGGUUUACGGCGAAAAUUCCUCACAGAUUCUGACACAGCACAUGUUCAGAGUAACAAUAUUUAUUCUCUGAGCUGUCUGUUGUUUGGCUGAGUUUGUUUCAGGUACCAGACUUCUUGUCUGAAAGUUUUUGAUGCUAUUUAAACUGAAAAAAAAGUAAGCUUGCCAACAUGAUAACUUUAGUUUGAUUACUUCAACUCCUCUUGUUGGAAUCAAACAAGGAAAUGAAACUAAUUUUGUAGUUUUCUUGAGUAUUUUCUUAAGGUCUCAGUCAGCGGCUUGAAAACAUAAACAGCCACAAAACAGGAGUGUAAAUCUGAUCUUUUCAUACAGAAAAGCAAACUUUCAAAACCAGAUUUCAGUCUUGAAUCUCGACAAAUCUCCACUCCUUUUGCCAUCACGUAUAACCAAGCCACACGAUGACCACAACAGGGUGACAUCUCUGCCCCACUCACACCUGGAGAGGAUUUGUCUGUGCUCACAUCUAUGUUGAUAAUCAGGUGCAUGUUGGUCUUUCUUCACAAAGUUAUACUGCGAACUAUUGGGCUGGCGUGCAAACUCCAGUGUGCACACGGAUUGUUUUCACUAUUGUUAUAUAUUUGAAGUUUUUUAAAACAGACUUUUCAGAUUGAUGAAGUUUUUAGAAGACAUAACCUUUGUCAGUACAGAUCUUGGGGUUAAUUUUUCUCCCUUUAGCAAAUUAAAUGACCUGUCUGGCAUUUUGACCCAGUUUCUAAUGUUAAUAAACAGUACACCAGGCCUUCAACUUAUCUACUUUUUUAAAAAUUCUUUGCAUAAUUGAGUGCAAGUAACUCAAAUGAAGACAGAAUAAGGUCAAGUGCAGCAUGAGACAAAACUUUUGGUCAAGAAGAACUCAGGAACAAAUGUCCUGAGUGAUCGUUUCAGUAGGAUUUUCUUGAGCUUGUUGCACUCUGGACCUAACCAACUAAAACAAGAUUAUAAAACUUAAAGUCUUUCCAAUAUGAAAGGAUUUAACAAGACUUUGACUGGUUGGGAUUGUCAAGAAUAAAGUGUUUUGAACAGAGUUAGAGUAAAAUAUCACUCAACUAGUUUCUUGACCUCCAACCUGAUCUAUAUUAAAAAAAUGAGAUAUUAACAAGUGCGUGAAUUCAAUUUCUUGCCAUAAUAUCUCCUUGCACAAAAGUUAAGUCACAUUGACUAGACAGGUCCAGAAACAAAGCUAUUUCACAUUAUUCCAAUGGGGCGCUCAAAUCAAGCUUGAGUAAAAAAUCAUCUACUUGCUUAAUUCACGCGAAUCUGGGCAUGUGACUGAAUAGCAUUUACUCGCUUCAUUUGAGCGUCAAUGGUAAUUUCAACAGAAUCCCUGCCAAUUCAACCGGCGGGAUCAAGUGAUAGACCAAGGUUUGUACAAUUUACCAGGUAAUCUGACCUUCUCACUUACUUGCCUCCAGGGAAGCUCCUUUUUAUUCUGGUUUCGGUUAUUGAAAGAAAAGGUAUCGUAUAAUUCGGGGCACCCACACACCGACACGAUCAAUUUGUCCUCCAUUUUAGAAACCAGUGAACAAUGUUUUUCGUUUUCAUUUGUUGUUUUCAUAAGCGCCGGCAGAGUUGUAGGAGCGUCUUAUCGCGUCUUUGCAUUGACUUUACAUGCAAUUCAAUUCAAAUGAUUUUACUUGUGCUUGGUGUGUGGAGACACUAAGACAUUACAACCCAAAAGUUAGGCUUCAGUGGUUUGUUAUAAGGUAGACCUCUCUGCGUAUACAGCAAGCAGCAUUUUCUCAAGACAUUUCUUCAAGUGAUUACAUUUUAUUUCAACGGAGGCACUUGCUGGGAUUCGAGUUUUGAAGUACAGAGAAAUCUGACAGCAGGUUUUUUGGUUUAAUAUUUCAGUGAAGUGCCAAAAACACUUUAAGAGCAUCAAUCUUGACAAGAGAUGCACAGAAUAAGAGAAACCCACACCUGAAUCCAGAAAAGUCUUAAACAUUAAAAAUGGAAACAGGUAAACUAAUCUCUCUCUCUCUCUGUGUUUCUGAAUGUUUCAGAAAACGAAAUCUGUAGGACUCCACUAAAAUAACUCAGUGAGAUUCAUGGGAUCAGGAUCAGAUAGUGUGCUGGUUUGGCACACUGUGUUUGAUAUGCGCGACAGUCAAUGGAUUAGCGGGGGACUCUUCAGGCCUAAUCUCACAGUCUCACUCCGCUGCACAGAGGUUCACUUUUCUGCCGUUUUAAUCUUAGUGGGCUUUUUUUGUGUGUGUGUGCUGGUUAAAUGUGAGUGGUGAAAUGGCAUCCCCUGUGUCUUUGUAGGCACCGGUGAGGGUAUUAGCAAAGAGGCUCUAAGGGGCUUAAGAGGUCAGCCCUCCCUUUGUGUGGAGACACAAAACACUUCCUGUGGGACCCUUCACCCCUCUCUGUUCUUCCCCCAGAAAGCCAGGGCCUGCCUGACCAUUCACAUUAAUCAGCCUUAGCUCCUAAUGACUGCAGUAAAGCUUCUAAAAACUGCCACAAAAAGGACCUAAAGAGCCACUAAGCUGCUAACAGAGCGGGAGAGGCCGCUGCUGAUUGUGGGGCAUCAGGCGGUAUCAAAGAUAGUGAAGCUGGUGUUUGGUCCUCCAAAGUCUACUCAACACGUUAAAGUCAUGAAACGUGAGUUUGUGGACUCUUUCAAGACUUUUGACUAGGUUUCAAGUAAAGUUAACUCUGCAGAAGCAAGAGUGCUGUUCGGUUUCCCGUUUGUCAUGUCAUGUUUGCACUGUAAAAAAAAAUCUGUUACUAAAAACUACAAUUUGAUAAGUUAAGUCUCGUUUUUGUUUGUCAAAGAUUUUCUCUCAACCUGUUUCUGACAUGAAUCAACCAGCCUCGAGGUUUUAACUGUAAUGUGGUCUAUUUUCUUGGUUCUAGGGUAGGUAUUGGCCUCUAUUUGUGCUUUUUUUCCCCAGAAAAUUUAAAAUUGCCUCCACAUUUGGCUUUUUUUGGUCUCGCUUGUGCACAUCCAAGGGACAUGUCUGCUUUUUCUUAAUGCUUUCAGGGGGAAUAUGCAAAGUACGAGGUAAAAAAGGACAAAAAGUAGAAUGUUUUUGAAAGGGUCUUUGUAAAGUCAUGUAAAAACCUGUUGUAUGGUAAACUUUUUUUGUCUUUUUUGUAGAGGAAAGUGAAAUUUUAAACUACCAGUUUUGUUUUAUUUUGCAUUUUUGUUCUCAACUUCAUUACAUUGUCAAAAAAAAAAAAAGUGAUGAAAAUACUUUUAUUUUAGAUCACAUCCACGAUUGUUUAAUUAUCAUGCGACUAUGACUAACAGUAGAAAUCUUUUGAAAUGAGGUUUGAAGUGGAAACGGUGUGAAUCACAUCAUAUGUCUGUUUUUCUUGUCUGGUGCAGGUUUAGUAAACAAAAAAAUUCAACAUAUUGAACAAAUUUAGGUAAAUAGUGUUUUUUUUUUGCAGUGUGAGUUUAUAUAAAGGGAUUCACUUCAAUGGAGGUGAACUUUGCUUGGGAUAUGAAUAAUGCUCUGUGCACAUAUACAGAAUAUAGCAUAUUUUAAGCUGCAGCUCAAAAUGACUAAAUCUUAAUUAAGGUUUCUGUUUUUGAAAAAUGUCACACAUGAUUUUUUUUCUCCUUUUUUGUUCUUUAAGGAUUCAUUAUAUAAAAAAAAAGUUACAUUUUGACAGAAAAAUUUCCAUCAGCUGGCUUAUCAGUGCGAUUUUCUUCCUUGUUUGGAUUAAUAAAAGCAAAAAGCCGCUCCUCAUACUCAUUAAUCAUGAUUAAUCAGAAAAGUUCAGUGUUGUUUUUGCAGUUUUGACUCAUUUACUCUCAUGUCAGUAGUUUUAUUGUGUUUCGCUUCUGACAGGAGCGACUUUUCCGUCUCUGCUGGUUCAAGACAAAUGACUGUUAAGAGAAAAUUGGCUCUCCACUAGAUUGAAAUCAUAUACCAUUAAGGCUGAAAUGUAAAUUGGCUUGAAAUCUCUUCUUGAUAAAAAGCAAAUGUGAUCCUUCUGACAGUGGAGGCCAAACUCAGUAAAGGUUUCUGGAAGUGUAUGUGGGUCAGUGCGGCUUUGGAGGGAGGCCUGAAACAUGAAGUAUGUGCACCUCCUCAUCAGGACCGUGUUUCCUGAUUCUAAAUGGCUGCUGACUUUUUGCUUUUUGUGUUUCUUGGAAGAAAUUAGGCGAAGCUGACAUGUGAGCGCACUUCUUUUCCAGCGUAGGUUUGUGAAUCAUGUGUGAUUCACAGAAUGAUGGAGCUCCGUGAGCGGCCUCAGAGACAACCCAAAACAUGUCUGAUGAAGAAAAAUCUGCUUUUGUGAGCAGAUUUUAACACUCCCUGCGCUCUUAAUUGCUUUUGUUGCUCCAGUUCAAAUGUCUGGUGUGAUCAUUUGAGUUUAUCUGAUGAUAGUUUGAAGCUGUUUUUCUGUUACCACAACAGAAGAGAAGUUUGAGCUUGCUCAUCCAGUUUCAGACCCCUGCGGCGGAAAAUAUUAAAAACACGAAUUUUAUUUACGCGCAUGUGAAGAGCAGUUGUUGUUUCAUGAACUUAGUGUGACUUUGCGGGACCUUUUGUGUGGCUCUCCGGCCCGUUGAGACUCAAAGUGUUUCCUCCUGUUGGAUUUCAGCGCACUUGGUGCUUUGGGACCCAUGAAAUAUUAAAAAAGCCGUUUGUGAUCUCACGAUAGAGCCUGGACGAACCUUCACACGCAAGCAGGAGAAAUCCAGGUCAGGACCGCCAUGACUCUAAUAGAGGGGUCGCCGUUGUGUCGUCUGUUCUUUCCUCCAAAUUCUUUCCUAGCCUGUAUUUCUGUGCUGAUGAACAAGCGUGAUUAAAUCGUCUGAGGUAUUUUAUCACUACUUAAGUUCGAAUUGUGCAGCCAUUAGUUGAAUUCUUCGACGGCUUAAAUGUGAACACUUUCCGUAGACGUGGCUGACUUCUUCCUCCUUCCUUUCGCCUUUUCUCUGUGCUGUGUGGCGGAGUGUGGAGCUCAGGCAGCCAUUUUCCAAAAUCGACUCCAUUUUGAUUCAAGGAAUAAAAAGUAGGUUACGAAUCCUGGGAUGCCACUUGAGUGUUUUCUGAUCUUUUCAGACCUGACACUCAACUUCUGCAAAAAAAAAACUCUCCUUCUUAGAAGCUCAUUUAUAUCUGAAAGGGAAGUCUCUUGUACCUGUCAUUGAAUUCUUUGAGUCAGGUUUCAAAAAAUCGUGAACAAAUCAGUGGAAUAGGAGUUAAAAAUUCACAUUUCAUUCGUCUUAUCAUUCUUUAUCUCUGUGAUUCUGGUGAAAUGAUGUGUUUUGCAUCCCGAAAGUCCAAGAAACAGAUACAAAUCAAUGCAUUUGACAAAAAUACUUUAAUUUUUUAGAUUCUGAUUGAAAAUUGUCUCUGCACUGUUGUAAGAACAUUUUGUCCUGAUUCGUUUCUCGGAAAAACACGAUUUGCUGCAGAUUAGAUGGUCACUGUGAAUCUGCAGCAGAUUUGCCUCAUUUUAUCAUAAAGCGUACGUAUGCAUGUUGUAAUUACCUUCUACAAAGAGGUGAAAAGUUGUGCUUUCUGCAUGAAUGUUAGAAUUACAUUGGCCAGUAUUGUGCAUAAACGCUGUUUCCAAGAUUUCCUGAAAUGUGAUAAAAAUCAGAUGACUAUAAAACAUGAUCUGAUCUUAAAAUUAGUCGCAGAUACUCGAUAAGAGCAUGAAAAUUUCAGAUUUUUCAGAUAAAACUCCGCAUAUGACAAACAGUGACGAAUGACGACACUUCAACUCGUUCAAAUAUCUGUACAAUGGCUGCUGUGCUGCUUUAAUUUUAUUCAGUAAAUCAUUUAAAGAAAUAAAGUUAAGCCAACUUAUUUUCUCCUGACAGAUGUUAAAAUAUAAGUGCAACAAGAAGAAUUACUUUUUGGACCUGUUUGUACUGAAAAUGAGUCAAAGUGAAUCAACUUGGUGUUCGUUGAAUAGUUUGACCCAAAUUCUCUGCAACAGGGUUUUUUUUUUUUUUAGAAAAGACAAAGUAAAAUCUGAUGCUGUUAGAAGUUUGGUCACAGCUGUCCAGCUGCAUGAUUAGCUGCAAACAUAAGAUUUGGUGAUGUCUCUGUCGCUGUUUGCUCUCCAUGCUGCCUGUGCUGGCGGCUACCUUGGCGCCCGUAUCACCGGUCACAGCAGCAGCACGAUGGGAACACGCGGGCAGACGCUGGGAGCGCUCGCGCCGAUGAUCCCCUUUUAUGUCUUGGCUCCAUCAGGGCCCGGAGUUAUUCUAGUGCAUAAUUGAUGGAGGAGUUAGAAUAGCAGAAGUAAUGCGAUGAGAGGGUGCAGCCAAGCGAAGCGAGGGAUCGCGUGCGUGGGGCUGCAAACAUUGCAGGGGACGAGAGGAGGGCAUCUGGCGUAACAGGUCCCAGUGCUGAGUCGACACAGAAUAUGUCACCGCCGCAGCCAAUCACAGAGCUCCUCUCUCCGCCCAAUCAGAUUGCUCUACUUUAGCAGAGUACUACGCUUUCAUGAAUCAAGGCUUCAAGGAGCUUCUCGCCUUUUUUUGCCUCCUUAUUGCGGGUUUUAAGGUUGCACUUGAUCCAGGUGUAAAACAGAGAUAAUUCGAUAUCAGGAAGUUUUCAGUCUAGUCUUUGUAUCAGUCUUUAUCCGUCCUUUCCUGUAGAGGAUCCUGAGGCCAACUCUGCCAUAUCAGCGGUGACAGGGUGGAUAUCGCACCUAGACAAGCGCCUUCAAAGAGAAACUAAUGGCCCAACAAGCCUGUUAUUGUCUGUUCAACAAAGGAGACAAGGGCACCGAGAGCCCGUCCCAUCCUGUGCUGAAGAGAUGAGCAAACUCUGAGGAGAGUAAAAAACUGGAUAAGAAACGGGGUAAACCACCAAAUCUUGCCUUCAGUUUUAUUUUAGUGGCACAAACAUUUUUACAUGGAUAAAAAAAAAGACAGAAAAUUUCAAUAGAGACAGCAGGAAAUGUGCACAUGUCCAGGAUUAAGCAUUAAACUAAAAAAGAUUAGCUGGACGUUAAAUCCAAAGACGUGUAGGUUAAAAUAUCUUUUAUUAAGUACACGAUGCAAAGGACUGAAAUCAAAUGCACUGGUCAAAUGACAUUUUCUAUGUAUGUUUCCACAGCUGUACUGAAUAAAAAUGCAAUUUACUAAAAAAGAAUAAAAAAAAAUUAAGAAAAAAAAAAACAACAGAAAAAAAGGUAAAUUUGGUAAAAAAUAAUUUCAAAAACUCAGAAAAAAAAUAAGAGUCAGUAAAUGAUGAGUUUGUAGUGUUUGUUAUCAGUUUAGGUUAGUUUUUUAAAUAAUCUUGAUAAAAAAAAAAAAAACCUCACCUCUUGUACUUAAGUAGAAUUAUGCCAAAAAUAAUCGCUUUUCAACACAAAAAUGUAUGAAAAAUGUUAAUUAUGGGGAAUAUGUAACAAUUUUGUCUAAUUGACAAAACAUUUUUUCAAAUAUGUUUUGUAAUUCACCGUUUUAUUAUGGAGUUUUUUUCGCCCUGUUAUCACCCCAGCUCCAAACCAAAGUGCCAGACUAGACGACUCCAGCUUUGAGUAUUUGUUGUGUAUCAAUUAGUUGUGCCUUAAUAUGCAAAAUGUGCAUUAGAGCCAGCUAAUGGAAAUUUAUUGUAAUUUGUGGAAGUGUUCUUUUAAUUAUCCAGCAGCCAGUGUAAUGCAGACAGCGAGUUGUGCAGUAGUUUGUGCGUGGCGGAGCAGACAGUAGUGGCUGUCUGAAACACAGACCUGUCCAGCGGAGCACUUAGAGGCCACUGGACUGGGACUGUGCCUAUUAACAUCAUAAAAUCCGACUCAUAAAGAUGUUUUAUUUGUUUCCUGAGUGUGCCGGCUGCUUAGGUUUCCAUCAGAAGUCUUUAUGGCUCACUGCUCAUAUUUCUGUCUCUGCAUGGAGGUGACUAUUAACUUUUAGUGGACUUUUGUAAGUAGCAAAAGCUCGGUCACUAAAAGUUCACUAAUUACUUUUCUCUUUUUUGUGGGUGGACUUUUCUCGACUGCAGUGUGGGAGUUUGGGAGGAAAAAGUUGGUAAAUAGUGUAAUUGAUGGCAGGCGUGUAGAUAUGAAUUUCGCUGAAAAAUUGUGUUUCGUGUUCACGUAUGUAUUCACGUUUGUAAUUAUUUUUAAAAACUUUUUCUCUCUUUUUUUUUUUUACAACCCAUAUUUAUUACAUACUAUUUUACAUAUUCCACAGCUUGAACACAAUUUUUAUAUUUUUCACUGUAAUGAUAAUUCAUAAUAAUUCACUGUUUGUCAAAUUUUCUCAAAAUUGGAACACAUUUCUAUAAUUUUUUCUUUUUUUUUUUAGCAUAAUUAUUUAACUAUUCAAAUCAUGGUUUAAUUAAUUAUUAAACAUAUCUUAUAAGACAUGCACAUAAUGCAAAUUUCUGUAUAUUUACUUAAAUGUAUGCUUUGUUAAUGCAUAUCAAGGUCAUUUGUAUGAAUAUGUGGUGUUUGAUUUUUACAUUUAUUCUCUAAUAUGUUGAUACUCCGUCACAGUCUGACCUACAAUUAUCCAGUUUUUUUUUUAAGUGGUUAAAUUGUAAUAUAUUUUUAUUUAAUCACUUUUUCUACAUGAGGAAAAAAAAUACUUUGAUAAAAACUAGAGCAGCAGACUUCUUGCUGUGACUUUCAUUAUUUCAUUAUUCCAUUACUAUGUAGCUUAUCAUUCCUUUUUGGGUGUCGCAGCCAUCCCUUUGAACAUUAAGCUGAUAUUAAGUCUCAUGACUGCAGUUCUACCUUCAAAACUGACAGAAAAAAUCUUUUCAAAGCUAGCCGGCCUUUGCAGGGUUGAACUCGCUUUGAUGCAGCCGUGUGUCGCUGGCGCCGGGUUCCACCUCUGUCACUUCCCCUCAGUUUCACUUAUUUGAGCCUGUAUGAUUACAGGCUGGAAUAAAAAGAAGGAAUUGAUCGUAGAUGAAGAAGAAGAAGAAGAAGGAGAAAAAAAAAAAACAUGGGCCCUAAGUGUGGACAUUAGAGUCCUGUGACUUUCCUCUGCGUCACAUGGUCCUUUCCAGAAGUAGCGCUGGUGAGGUCUAGACACGCGAUACACAAGGGGGUUAGAGAAACACGCCGGCUAAGACGUCACACGCAUUUACCAUCCAAGCCACUCCUGUAUAGAGGCAGGCCUGUUGCUAAAUUUGCCCAGCAACCCAGCAGUGGAGUGGGAGAUGUGGUGCUAUGGUUCUGCACCAGUGUUUGACACACGCCUUCACUUUUCCCUGUUCAGAAAUCACAUCAUUUCUCAUUGUUUGACAGUACAGCAAAGACCCUGCAGAGUAUAAACUCUGCAUUGCAAUGGUUAAUUGUUGAAUUAAGAGUUUGGAGUUCAACUCUUGAGGCUGAAUCAAGAGGCCAUCACCAAGAGGCCUUUUUUAAAUUCGGUGUUAUCAUCUUUUUGUCAUUUGCAGCCAAAAAUGUAAAAAUGAGGUUACAAAUCCUCCACACUGCAGUAAAAGUGUAAAAUAUGCUAAUCAGUCCAAACACCCCCAAAAUACAGGGGUGUGUCCUCUCGGAGAGUCUCCAAUCAGGGUUAACCCAUCACCCCGCGGCAGCCAAUGAGGCGUGGAGCAGCUGUGCUUCCAUUGGCCCACUGAGUGUAGAUCACCAAAACUGUGCCAGAUACACCAGGGUAGAAGUAACCUAGAAUUGCUUUUGCCUGAAGGAAGCAAAGCUCUUAAUGCAGCAUGUUGAAUCCAAGCUGCAGAACCCGCCCGCUUUCUGGGGGAUGUAAACUGAAAAUGCCAACAACUAUCUGAAUAAAUCACUAUCUGUAUGGCCGCUGUUCUCCGUGGCUCGCACUGUGGGUCUGCCACACUGUAAAUGUUAGAGGUUACAGCCAGCCGAGUGUGCUGCUCUCUUUCAUGCCUCCUUGCUUGCUAAUUAUGUCUUCCAGCGCUUCGUAUUCCCUCCUUCAAGGCAGAGAAUUAAGAACCUUUUUGUCCUUUGCUUGCAAAGAGUGUAAAAUACUGGUUAAAAGUCAAACUGUACUACAAAUUAUUCUGUAUGUUCAAUAGUUUUUCAUGUCAAAGCACUUACUCUGCAGAUAUGAGAUAAUCCCCCGUAGUCUUUGUGAUAGCACCACAACUUAAAACUGCUAUUCUAAAGUUCCAGUUUUGAGCCACCCAGACAAUUUUAAUAAAGCUUAAUAAUUUUUUUUGUUUGUUUUUAAUAAAGGUUGUGUUUCAUGUAAAUGAACUGAAAUCCCCCAAAUCUGUUUUUUUUUCUUUCCAAGAAACUCUAAUAAGGUUAAGACCUCCGUAACACGAUGAAGUGAACCCAAAUAGGAUUAAAAGCCCAUAAAUUCCCCUGACUCGAUGAAGAAUAUUGCAGCGCGUGCAUUUUUAUCCAAAUAUUCAGAAAUUUUCUUUUUAGAGGAAAAAUUUAUUAGACUUUGAAGCGCUGCAUGUUUGAAUUGUUACGUUUUAUUUCAGAAAAGUGUAUUUUGUUCGACCAAAUUUUCUGCAGUGAUUCAAAAUGUAUUUUUUACGACAACAAAAAUUUAAUUUCCACCUAAUCGCCUAUUAAGGCGCCGAAAACCCUCAGAAAUUAGUUAAAAAUGCAAAAAAAAUUGGUACAGUGAUUGAAGAAAUUUAAUGUCUCAUCACGAAAAAAAUACACUUAGAUAUCAUUCAAUCAAGUACCACUGAGUUUUUACGUAAUCAGAAUUUAUUCAGAUUUUUUUUUACAGUAUCAGAAUAAAAAAAAUAAAACCUGUAUUUGUUCGUACACUUCUAAAAAUCUCCUUAAUCUGGUUAAAAAAUGCUUAACAGCAAAAAAAUCCUCAAAAAACUGGGCAAAGGUCCGAAUUUUAAUCAUGUUUUUUUGUCGUGGAUUAUAGAUAAAUGAAAAAAAAAAAAUUGUGCUAUUUUUAAAAUAAUUUCUCACUUGCAAACCGACCUCGUCACGUCAGGUGAACUGCUCCCUGGUUCAGCUCUGCAAACUUCACCGUCCAGAUGGUUUUCAUCCGGCCGCCCGCUCACGCUGCUUCGCUAUCAGAUUAAGGAAAAGUGAUUAAAGCCACUCUGACUUUUAUUCUUUGUCCUGCACCCUGUAAAAUCUAUCUCUCCACUCUCACAUGUGAUCACUCAACUAACCCCUAACAUGCAAAUAUACAACCAGCAGGCCUUUGUUCUAAGUUUACAGAACUGCAGUGCCACUUCCCUGUCUGCACUUGAUUACGAACUGGCGUGUUGAGUCAGUCUUCUGAACAGGACAAAUGUGUUGGGUCUUUCCCCUGAAUUUGGACAGUUUUUUUUGUGAGUGUGGACUUACUUCUUCAAAUAUUUUGUUGCUGGUGAUCCUGCUCAGAUGAAUGUCAGCACUUUGGUGACUUUAAUUUGGCGGUGUGCUUUGUGGGCGCAGACACACAUUUAAUCUACUGUGGAAAAUGAGUCUGCAGACUUUGGGGAGACAGUGUGAUCACACACACACACACAUAUACAGUCACUCACACAGAUGCAGACGCAGGCUUGUGAGUGGGGUGUCAUAUGUUUAUCCUGUAAGUCAGCUGUUUGAUCAUAAUUUGUGAUUAAUCAGCCAUGAGAGCUUUUGAAUUAAGAGCAGCUUUUCAUGUCAGUGUAACUGCAGCCUAAUCCGUCUGGCCUUUCCCAACAGCUUUAUAGUUUAACGGAGCAGAUGACACAGAGCGGGCGGCCCGGUGCUGGUUACAAAGUGUCUUAGAACUGGAAAGUUGCAGGUUUAGUCCCAGUCCAGCAAUAAAUUCAUGCAUUACCAAUGAAAUGUGCAUCUUAGAUGUUUAUUUAUUUUUUUUCCGAUUCAGACUGUUCAUAAUCUAGAUGAAUUCUGAGUAGGCGAGGAAUCUGCUCUCUCUUUGACUCAAAAAAAGGUCUCGUGUGUGGAAGUUCAAAGGUUUUGCAGCAGCAGUAGACCAAAAGGUGCAGAAGUGAAAAAAAAGGCUUUCAUGAAGAUGCUAAAGUCUGCAGAGCAUGGUUUUAUGUACUAAAAGUGACAGCACAGCAUUACAAAGUAUCAAAAGGUGUACUUAUAUUUAGAUUAUUUUACACUAGACUAAGAUAGAUGCUUUUAGAGAAAUCUCUACUUUCCUCUAGCAGAUAUUCCAGAUCUAUGUAAAGCAGAAGUCCACUUACUUGAAGCGCAGACAUCUUGCUAACAUGACUUAACAGUUAGAACAUAAAAGUCACUUUGCGUUUAAAAUUAACAGCCUUACCUUUGAAAAAUAUGGUUUCUAUUCAAACAGUUUCAAUACAUUUUAAAUAGAAACAAGAUGUUAAUCAAAGUUAAUUUUGACCAGUUAAUUAUACAAGUUGAUACUUGACCUGUUAGAAGGAUUGUUGUCAUUUUUUGCCAAUUUAUGCAACUUUGAACACUCUUGGUACAGGUAUUUAAAGUAUUUUAAGUAUUUUAUUCAAAUCUGACAAGAUCUGAAACCUUAAACUGGCUGAACUCGGAACGGUUUUCAGCCUUAAUUUAGACCGAAGUAAAGAAGUCCACUCAGUCCAGAGUUAGCAUUAAAAAAUGGUGGAUUAAAAUACACUGACAGCCAUCAAUACCUACCCAGACAGGGAUUACGCAGCCGUCACUGCAUGUUCAGAGACGGAGCUGACUUCAGCUUUAGUCUUCAUACCUGUAAUAUCGGGCCCAGUGUUGUUUACUUUAACUUAUUUAUAUUUUCUUAAUCUUAAUGCUCAGAAUUAAAAAAAAACGGAAUCUUUGUUGCUGAAUCUUGAUAUUAAUGCGACCUUGCCGCAACAAAACUGUGUCUGUGAUUAAGUAUUGUGGUACAGGGUGUAAUAUUGAUGUAAGGUAGAGGUUAUAUUAAUGUAUCUUCAGCUAUAAAGUUAUUAAAUUUGCCUUGAGAUUAAUUCUGCUCUUGUUAUCAACAUAAUGUUUCAUUCCCUGAUUUCUUAGAUGACUCUUUCCAUGAGUGGACAUGUUCUCAUGUAGAGACUUUGUUCCUCCACUGGUUUGAAAGCUCUUUCCUCUGGCAGAGCAUCAAGCCACAGUUAGGACAAUAAAAUUGCUCAUACCAAGUCUAAAGACUUUCCUCACCAUAAAAUUCAGAUAAGUUUCAGCCUAAACAAUGCCUUCACAUUUAUCUGCACAUGCUUGCUUGGUAGCUUUCAUUGUUCUGUUCUCCGCAUGACUAAAAGAAACAAUCGCCUGCUAAUCUCACGAGUAUCGAUGCAAAUGAAAUACCUAUAAAAUGCAUCAGACUCACCCUGCAUGCCAUGCCCUGGGCGCACUGUUCCCUCCCCACAAAUGUUUCUCCUACUGCCCCCUUUGUUCCGCUCCAGAAUGGAGUUGACGCGUGUGAAACCGAACGUGAUACCAGGGGCCCGAGGGUUCAUUAUUCGCCGCUGUUCUCACGGGGUGAGUGAAAAAUCACUCCUUUGUGCCUUGGAAGAAAGAGCCUUCCUCUGACCUCAUGGUUACGCAGUGUAAUGUCAAAAGGCCCCGAGGUUUGUGCGGUGUAGCCACACCCACUCUGUUGUGGAGCCGCCGUGGAACCCGACCAGGGUUCCCCGUCCCUGAGAGGGAGUUUGAGGAAAAAAAACAGCCUCUUGUAAACAAAUGUUUGGAUCCCACACCGUAUACCGCACUAAUUGGACCUUGGCUGCUUUUAAAGUCUCCUUUUUUUUUAACUCAAAUCCAGAAAGUCCAUUUUCUGCAUCCCCUAUACUGUUCACAUCACAACACUCACUCCCCAAUUAGGCUCCUUCUCUUAAGGGACCAGUUUGAGAUGUCUUGGCCUCUGCGGCGCUGCACUUUAUCAGAGUAGUUUGAAUUACAGGUUUCUUAACAGUAAGGGGAUCCCCUCCGCCUGUUUAAGAGAGUUGACUGACAUCAAACACAUUUUUUUUUUGCUCAUCAAAGCGGCAGCAGAGAGUCUUUCUGAACGUGCAGAUCAUGCUCGGUGGCAGAUCUGAGCAGGCGUCCUUUAAGCUUCACUCUGAACACUUCCAGAUGACAUAAUGACCCAGAAAAGGAGCAUUUCUAAGCUGUGAGAUGUACAUUUACGAGUACAAGUGUCACUAAUUUCGGAUCCUCAUCAACACAGAAGAUGAGGAGCCUGAAUUUUUUUGUGGGAUUUGAACCUGAAAGUGUUUUUAAAGUAUCAUGUUUUCAGUGGCUUCAGGUAAAAAUUUUGGCAGUCUGCUUUACUCUUUCUGCACCAGACACUUUAUUUGGCUUAGUGAUCAUUUCUUGCACUGAUACAGAGCGCUUUUACGAGCAGUGGUGCAAAAAUACUGGACGCAAAUAUGUGAGAGUGAGCAAGAAUGCUGAUUUUAGCUCAAGUAACAAAAACAGACAUGUAAUGCAACUUAAAAAGACACUUUUAGGGAUUAAAACACAAAGUGACUCGCUAAAAGACAGAUUUUUGACAAUAAAUGCAAAAUCCUACAGUACAUUGAGCCUUGAAGCAGCUUUUUACUGUCUUAUUACUUUAAGCCGAUGUUAUUUAUUAAAUCAAGUGACUCAACAGUGUGAAAGCUACUUUCACCUGGUUUUAGACACCAGAAUUCGGCACAAAAUAGGGUAAAACCCACUUUGUGAUCCCACCUUUUGAUCCCACAUUUCAAGAGAAACCUGAUAGUUUGUCACAGGAAAAAUUUCAAAGUCUAAAGUCUGCAGAGCGUGGUUUUAUGUACUAAAAGUGACAGCACAGCAUUACAAAGUACCAAAAGGUGUACUUAUAUUUAGAUUAUUUAACACUAGACUAAGAUAGAUGCUUUUACAGAAAUCUCUACCUUCCUCUAGCAGAUAUUCCAGAUUGCACCGAUACAGAGCUUUUUUACGAGCAGUAGUGCAAAAAUACUGGACGUUUAUGUGGGAGUGAGCAAGAAUGCUGAUUUUAGCUCUAGUUCUGAAGCAAGUAACAAAAACGCACAUGUAAUGCACCUUAAAAAGACACUUUCAGGGAUUAAAACGCAAAUUGACUCGCUAAAAGACAGAUUUUUGACAAUAAAUGCAAAAUCCUACAGUACAUUGAGCCUUGAAGCAGCUUUUUACUGUCUUAUUACUUUAAGCCGAUGUUAUUUAUUAAAUCAAGUGACUCAACAGUGUGAGAGCUACUUUCACCUGGUUUUAGACAUCAGAAUUCGGCACAAAAUAGGGUAAAACCCACGUUGUGAUACCACCUUUUGAUUCCACGUUUCAAGAGAAACCUGAUAGUUUGUCACAGGAGAAUGUCAAAGUCUCAAGUCUGCAGAGCAUGGUUUUAUGUACUAAAAGUGACAGCACAGCAUUACAAAGUACCAAAAGGUGUACUUAUAUUUAGAUUACUUAACACUAGACUAAGAUAGAUGCUUUUACAGAAAUCUCUACCUUCCUCUAGCAGAUAUUCCAGAUUGCACUGAUACAGAGCCUUUUACGAGCAGUAGUGCAAAAAUACUGGAUGCAAAUAUGUGGGAGUGAGCAAGAAUGCUGAUUUUAGCUCUAGUCCCGAAGCAAGUAACAAAAACAGACAUGUAAUGCAACUUAAAAAGACACUUUUAGGGAUUAAAACACAAACUGACUCGCUAAAAGACAGAUUUUUGACAAAAAAUGCAAAAUCCUACAGUACAUUGCGCCUUGAAGCAGCUUUUUACCGUCUUAUUACUUUAAGCUGAUGUUUUUUAUUAAAUCAAGUGACUCAACAGUGUGAAAGCUACUUUCACCUGGUUUAAGACAUCAGAAUUCGGCACAAAAUAGGGUAAAACCCACUUUAUGAUACCACCUUUUGAUCCCGUGUUUCAAGAGAAACCUGAUAGUUUGUCACAGGAGAAAUUUCAGGAUAAUUUCUCUUUUUAAAUUGAAAAUGUUACUGUUCAGAGUUUUUUUUCAGCAGCAGCUGCUGAAACCUGAGGUUCUCCUCUGUACUGCUGACAAAUCCAGAGCCUGACCGCAGGCAGUGAUGGAGUUUUCAUAGCAAAUCCUUGUAACUGUGCGAUAUAUGAUAGCCUGCUUUAAUCACUCAUUAUUAUGACACGACUCAACCAAAGCGGCGCUCUCAUGAGGUUGAUUUUGGAUGCAGCUCUAAUGUUCCAUCCAGCUCCUCCAUCUUUCUGUCGUCUCCCGCCUCCCUCGAUAGCGCUGCCUUGUUAGCCAGGAAUGUGGAAACGGCACAUUUCUGCUAAACUGAAGCUUCAUGGGAAAACGUUGCUUCUUCUGUGUCUGCAGAGGAAGAACUGUUAAUGGAUUAAGUAGCUGCUGUUUCCCACCCGAGGACCAGGCCUCGCUCGUACCCCGGCUCAUUCAAGCCCCCCCCCCUCCUCCAUCUGUGUGCAGGACUAAUAGGCAUGGCUAGUGUAGCUCAGCUUUAGACCCUGGUCCUCCGCCAUGAACUUGGCUUUCCUGCCCCUCUUCACCCCAUUCAUGUCAGCAGGUCCUGGCAGUCUUGUUGGGCUUUUUUGAGUGUGUUCACUUUGGACGGCGAUGAAAGGAGUCGGGGGAACACGGGAUCUUAAAUCACUUAAUGAGGGGAGACAGGCAACGCUUUUGUCCAGCUUGUUCUGGAGCUGCGUCCAGCCAAAGGCCUCUAACGGGCUCUGACACCUCGCUCUGCUGCAGACCUGAGGGUGUGUGUGAGUGUGCGCGCCUUGGUGUGUUGCCAGCAUCUCCUCGGCCUGCUUCGGCUUCAGCGUUCCGACCAUUUUUGUCCGACUUCUCAGCAUUUAUUCACAUUUCCUCACAAGCUCGGCAUGUUUGUUUGGUUUCAGCCUAUUUUGUGUGUUUGGGGCGGCAGGGAGCAUAUUUGUGUGUGUGGUGAGGGUUAAGUGGGAGGUGGAAAAGAGGCCACAUGAUGUGUAAGGCGGCCAUGUCGAGGACAGGGUUGCUCCCUGCGGGUGUUUGGCCUCGGCCUACACUUAGCAUGUGCUGACUGAGCUGGAGCAUGCAGGAAAACCAAGAGAAGGAGAUAAAUAAACAAGUAGCAGCAGAGCUUCACAUGUUUGUGUUUGGUUGUUACGGCAGCCUUAGAGUUUCAAACACGAAACCCUCCUGAUCCAAUGAAGUAAACACAAAAAUAUGUUAAUGGAGGAGGAAAAGAUCUGUAAACUUCGCUCGAAAAGUGUUGUUCUCAGCCUCAUACUGCUGGAGAGGUCUGCUUUCACUUCUUUUCUUUCUGAGAGUCAGCUUUCUCAACAUAAUAGCAGAUUGUGAAAAUGGUAAAAUAACAGCCGCUGACCUUAAACAUGAGGCCAUCCACACGGCAUUUCAGCAUAACCUUUUUUACAACAUGGCAUAGAGUGACCCAAAGAGCACCAAGUAGACGGCCAAGUGGGUGAAAAGGUUAUUCGAGCCUGUAAGGUACCAAUCAUGUAAAUAAGCAGUUGACUUGACUGUGUUUUUAUUAUGGAAGUCUUAAUGUGAGCUGCUGUAGAUUUCAGUCUGCAGACAUCAGGAGACGCUGAGUUGCUACCGCAGUUAUGCCUGCUACACAAGAUGGCACACAUAAACGUCUGCUCGGAUUCGCCUGAAGAUCUUGCUGAUAUUUCUGUCAGAGGCAGUAUAAAACUGCAGAAUUUUUCACAUCAUAACAGAGUUUUUAGUAUUUAAACACCAGCUACUGACUCUGUGAAAUUUGAUUUGCUGUCAUUCAGGCUUCAUGAAGGAAAGUCAAUGGUGAUAUCGGCGUUGUGUGGGCUGAUUUUGAUAAGGUGCCGGUUUUGUCAAAAUGUCACUAAUCGGUCUAAUUAAGAGGCAGAAAGAUUGAGCAGUUUCUCUCUAGACUCGUGUGUGUGUGUGUUUGUGUGUAAGUCUGACUCUGAGGUUUGUUUAAAGACCCACUUUGAUGAAAAUCAUGUUUUUCUUGUUUUUUUUAAUAUGUUCUUAUAGCAUUUUUCUGAUGCUUCAGGACAUAUCAUGAGAAAACUAAAUGUGAAAUUGCUUUUCAGAGUAUUUCUUCAUUCAAAUCUCUGUGAAUCUCUGGCAGACCCAAACAGCAGGCUCGGAAACAGUGAGAUUUUAUACGUAACCAAUCCAAGCUCCACCCCCGGGGCCGCGCUAUGCAGGCAACACUCAGCAUCUAGAGGAGAAACACAGAGGACGAUCACAGAACAAGCGUGUGCGUUAGCAGUUCCCAAUGCUCGUAAGAAAGCUAGGUAUGAUAUUAGCUUUUAUCGUGUCCCUAAAGACAUUAGUGUCUGAGAGCUGAAUAGCGUCUAUGUUACCUGCUACUUCUACUGCACCGGCAAUGUUAGGCUACAAGCUAACGUGAAGACGAGUGUGCGGAGAAGCACUGUCUCUGCCCACAACUCAGAGGCGAAUUGCUAAUGAUCUACUGGAGCUCUGCAGAAGAAAAGCCCUUGGUAAUGUGAUUUUUGGUAAAAACUUAAUAAUCACAAUUUAAAGACCACUGAGAACACUUGUAGUAGUAUAAAAGACGAUCGGAGUGGGACUUAAACAAUUAUUCACCAGUGAGCUACUUCAAGUCUGGACCAUGAUAAGGAUCAGGAAGGUUUGGGCGGACAGGGGUCAGCUCUGUUGUGGAGGUCUCCACCCUGUGGCAUCACAUCCCAGGAAAUCCCGCUCUCACCCCCUUGACACCAUCAUCUCCAAGCUGCUGCUACAGUAGAUGAGCUUCUGUCUCCUCUGCUGCUGCAGGUUCGGUCUGUUCACGUCUCUUAGUCCAUUUUCACUCGUGCGCUGCCUGUAACGCUCCCCGACAGUCUUCCUCAGUUCCCCUUCCUCCUGUUUUCUCUCUGACGUUUUCGCCCAAAGUGUGUUUUAGCGCUGGUACGGCUUUUUGCCUUUGACAGUUAGACUUGUCCCUCUCUCUCUCUCUCUCUCUUAUUUAUUGUCUUUCACUGUGCACCACCACCUCCCUCCUCUCUCUCUUUCACACAUGCUACACACACACAUUUCACACACACUGCACACACACUGUGAAGCUGGCAGGCUGGUGUUCACUUACAGUUUUGGAGACAUAAAUGAGUUUUCUGAGCUGGUCUUCAUUAGAAACAGCUUUUUUUUUUCAGAGGACAGUGUGCGCACUCUGGCACUAAACCGACCCCGUUUGAACCAUUUACAUAUCAGUUUCAAACAGCUGCUGUGCAUGUGUGUGUCUGUGUGUGUGUGUUUGGUGUGUGUGUGCAUUCAGGGUUUAAGUUGGACUCUAAAAAGCUAAGAUUUAUAUGGCGUUUUCAGUGUAGCUUCACUGCAACCGCUUCUUUGGCUGUUAGAGCUCACUGUUCUUUUCAGCUGGCUCAAGUCCGGUUCCUUUCACAGUCCUCCAAAACAAGAAGAAUGCCACGAAGUUCCCAUGGUAAAUCACAAUCACAUUUACAUUUUAGGCCUCAUCCAGAAUGCCACGAAUACUAUGGGAGAGGCUGUGUUCAGACCCACAAUGGCACUGCAUUAAAAAACCAUAAAAGCCUGUACUGGUGUGAAAACAAACCACGCCGAACAGUUUGAUUAUAUCUCAUGCCGACACAUUUUACAGCUGUUUACACUCCUCUGAGGCAAGAUUUUUACAACUCUGGAAGGAUAUGGAAACGGUUCUUUCCCCUCAUUCCUCUCUUUGUUUUAGAGAUAAACAGAACUAGAGAGCUUUAUUUUCAUUGACUCUUGCAAAAUGAUUAUUCUGGCAAACCCGUUUAGAGAUAAAACAACAAUUCAGGGAAAAAGUACCAGUAACUACAUCCAAACCUAGAGAUUUAGCACAAAAACUUUUACACUGAAUUAGUGCUCUGUUUUUUGAGACAGACGCUGACAGACGCUCUUUAAUAAGUCAGCUACUUGGAAGAAAAUGUGUUGAAUUAUUGCACAUUUGAACAGAUCUACAUUUUUUUUUAAUAUCGUCUAAGUGUUUCCCAAGAAGAGAGACAUCUGAUGAGAAAAGAAAGUGAAAAUAAGGACAGUUUAGUAAGUUUUGGACAAAGGACGAGAGGUCUACACACUUGCCUUUCAAUCUGGGUCAAACUGACUCUUUAUAGGUUAGAUUGUCGAAGGAUACGUGGAUCAUUUCAAAACAGAUCCAAAGACUAAGGUCUCCACCCCAAAAGGUAUCAUGAAAUAACCCCUGGGUGUCACCAGAUGAUUGUGGAUUUCUCAAAUUUGACCUUUUGUUUGUGCAAUAAUUUGCUCUGAGCUAUUUUAAACUGGCAAGUAUGUUUUGCUACUUGAGCGACAGGAACGUGAGGCCAGAAAUGCCAAUGAUAUUGCUUGUGUAGGUUGUGGCUCAAAAACUAUUUUACAUGAUCAUCUUUUACAAUUCACUUCUCAUUAUACCAGUCAAAGUCUGAUUCCUGGUCCUGAUAUGAUUUGGUGCUCAUAAACCCUCGUGCAUGCCUCAAAUACGAUCUUAAAAAAGGGUCGUUGGUGUUUUUUGUAGUUUGGUUUUUCGGAUACGGGUCCCUGCAGAUUGGUUAACUUUGGUCUUCUAUGAUUUGCAGCUGAUUUCAAAAAUGCCCAGGUGAACGACCGAGUAACUUAAAAAACAAGAACUGCAAGUGCAGGUGGAGCAUGAUAGACACUGAGCGCGGUCCCCGGAGCCCCACAGUGGCACAGAUCUUUUCAGGAUGUUUACGCCACUAAAUGGCAAGUUUGUGUAAAACGGAAAGUACAUACCAACCAAACCGCAGUCAACCCAAGACAAAUCCCAUUUCCAGAGACUCUUUGUCAUUUCCAAACUGCACCCUGCCAGUUCUAUCACAUCUGUCCCCACUCAAGCUUUUUUCACUCUAUUCUCCCAAAAUACAAAGACAUGUUUUCAAUCAGAGGAGCUGAAAGACAGUGAGACCAGAUUUUUGAAAUUAUUUUACUGCUCGAUCUGUUUAAGCAGAGAUUUUUACAAGCUCUCAAAUCCAACUUGAGUUAUCGGGCUACUGUAAGUGAGAAAAUAAGCCUUCCACAUUAAACUAUUCAUGAUCCACACUUAAAACCUCUAAAACCGAAAGACAAAAGGCUUUUACUCUCUGCACAGAGAUACGAGAAAACGCAGGCGUGAAUGUCAUUGUACUCCGAUAACUAUGGAUUCAUGCUUGUGCCACUGGACUACAAACACACAUUGUGUACUUUGCAAUGCAGCCGCUUUACAUGGCGUUUAAAUGGGCGGCUCGCUGGGGCAUGAGACCAUGAGAAACCCCUAACAUGAAAGCCGUCGUCUGCACACCAAGGAAAUUCUGCUGACACCUAAUCACAAAAAGAGAGGAGUGAAAAAAGAUCAGCCGGAGCACACAGCGAUCUCGGCGGGUUAUCUUGAGGGAGCGUAACCUUUGUGACAUUGAUAGGAUUGUACACAAAAGAAGGUGCAGGGCUCGUGCGUGCACCAACACACAGCAUUAGCAGGUCUUUCAUUAGCCUUCUUUAGGGUGUGUUUCUCUGGGCUCUGAAGCAGCAGAGGUGAUGGAUGUCAGCCUGCUCUACUCCUCUUGCCUUAAUGGACCUUUAAGAGACUGGAGUGAAAUUAAUGGGUAAACUAACCCCAAAAUAAAACCGGCCUCUUUUCUUUUCUGCUCUUUUUCUUCGGUUUGCAACCACAGGGCGCCUUAUCAGCAGCCCAUAUUUUACACACUGUAAAACCUGUCAUAAAGAUCUGUUUCUCUUUACCUCAUGUAGCUGCUCUGAGCUCACCCCUGCAGGAAGCUGAAGUCAAGCUGGAAGGUAACCAGUGCAACCAGUCCCCCCCCUCCACUCUCUCACUUAUUCCUUCACGUCUUUCUUUCUCCUCAUCUGACAGAGCUUUCUAAUGUCAGGCCAAACAUGUGAUUCCCUUUAACCGCAGCCUCGCAGCAGCUGAUAGCUCUGAAGUCUUCUCUUUGAGCGGGCAGCAGCAGCAGAGGCAGACGGAGACACAACUGUUUAUUUUAUUUACUAUCUAUAGAAGGCGUCUAUUUCAGGGUGAGGUGUAAGGCCGGCUUGAUGAGGUGUUUAAAUCAGGGGGGGGAUGAAGGCCAAGCUUUAUGCUCUGUGUGGGCUGCUCUGGACCCUUUUUGAUGGACAGGGUUUAACUUUUCCCCCUUUAGGGAGAACGAAAGAAUGAAGAGAGAGGUCAGAGUGAGUGCAAGCAGUCACAUUUGUACUGUACGAGAGAGACUUCUUAUGGGCUUGUUUCACGGGUACAUGUGCAGGGCAGAGGCUUCAGAUAGGGGACGAAUUAAAGAGUAAUGCAGCGCUGAGGCGGUGUGGAUUUUAAAGGCACUGUGAGAAGUUUUUAACUGUUUUAAAAUAACCUCACUCUUGUACUAAGUAUAUACUUCGGAAACACUUAAAUUGACGGCUAUCUCUAUAACGCAUUAUAGAUAUAUAUAAAAUGCGUUAUAAUCACGUUAUAGCACUGUAUAACUAUAUUUAUAAACACUCAUAAAUGAUCAUAAUGCUUGAUAACAGUAAUCAUAACACAUUAUAAAGCAAGGUCAGGUAUUAUUAUGUGUUAUGCUUAUUGUUAUAAAGCCUUAUGAUAAUUAAUGAGUGUUUAUAAUGAUAGUUAUACAAGUUAAUAAGCAAAUUAUAACACGUCAUAAAUAUAUGUAUAAUGCAUUAUUAUCUAUGUGGACAUUAUCAGUGAGUUGUUAACAGUUAUAACACAUUAUAAUACCUGACCUUGUAAGUCAUGAUGAAAUGAUUUAUGAUGUGUUAUGAUUAUUGCUAUAAAGCAUUAUGAUCAUUUAUAACUAUAGUUAUACAGUGCUAUAACAUGAUUAUAACACAUUAUACAUACAUUUAUAAUGCGUUAUAGAGAUAGGCGUCAAUUAAAGUGUUACCCCUUCAUCUUUUGUUGAAUCAGGUUUGUGUUGAGUCACUGUUGUUGUGAUGCAGAGAAACGCACCGGGAUCUUUUUUCGGCAAAUACCGUAUGCAACAAAUGAUCUAAUCUGUGAUCCUCGAUAGAUUCAUUACUUGAAGAUUUGUGCUCAGCUGCACCAGAAGCAAUUUAGCUAAUAGGCUACAAAUUAUGCUGUUUUACCUUGGAAUGUGCUCUAAUGCUUCCCAACACACGAAUAAUUAACAACCUGUAACUUCAAUAAAUUUAAGAGCAUCUUUUUUUGGAAAUAGUUCAGCUAAAGACAAACUGGUUAUUAGGAAAUAACUUUUUUGAACAGGUUUAACAAACAUUUUAAAGUAUGACGAACAGCUCUGUCAGAGUUGAGAGGGUGCAGGUGUUGUUAAGUAAAACCAGGCUAUUUGUGUCUUCUAUUUGCAAUCCUCACACUUCAAUUCCAGAAAUAAGCAACUUUUUCAACUUUUUUUUCCACAUAUUUGUCUCAUUAUGUGUUCUUCGUUUUACAAAAAACUGUUUUAAUCCUGAAGUUCAUCUCACGCAGUUUCACAGCUGAUUGCAGCCCCUCCUCUGUGCAGAGGCGUCAGUCUCUGGCUGAGUGUGUUGAGUGAAUUCCUGCUGGCUGUUUGUCCUCUUAUCUCUGAACCAGAGGGUAAUCACCGAGAUGAACACACACACACAGGGUCAUCACACUAACACACAUAGACACACUUACUUCUGCACAGUGCAAACACACAGGUUAUUCCAAUCAGGCCAAUUUUGUUGUGUCCCGGGUAGCCGCCACAGGUGAUGACUCAGGUAGACAAACAUACUUGAGAUCAUCAAACACACACACACACACACACACACUCACACAGUCUGAACAGUACAUGUGAAGUGGCGAUGGAUGUCAGAUUAGGUCUUGAUUUGAUGCACAUGGCUGGAGCUCGGACCCCACUCAGCAUCUCAGUCAAAACAUCCACACAGAGAUAAAGACGAGGAUCAGAGUGUAGUCUCUCCUUUAUCUCCAGGUGCUGCUCUACCUGUCUCCCCCCCUUCCUUCCCUCUCUCUCUUCAACACCCCUGUCCCCUCCAACACUCUUUCCAAGCUGCUCACCUCUUCAUUUCUUCAUGCAGUACGUCAUUUCAUGUGUGCAACCAAGUGCAAAAAAUAUGAAUGCCUUCCAGGAGUGGCUGUCUGAAAUGUGUGCCAUUAUCCCCAUAUUGGAAUGAUUAUCACGUCUCAGCUCUCACUAUGAUGACCGACUUUUCUCCUAACCUCAGAGUGAAGCUGAAGACUUUCACCUUUCAACAUGGCUUGACAGCAUCUCCUACAAAAUCAUGCUUUGCGCCUAAAUUGUCCUGUAGUUUAAUGCUAAAAUUGCCAGCAGAGAGAAUUAUUAUUGAACGGUUUCACUCCCAUGAGGGGCACAGGGAAAAUAAAUGUAUUUUUAUGCGUCUUUUCCAUCUGUUAUUCCUGCAGGGAUUUGGCUCAUCUUGUCAGUAGCAAAAGUGUCAAAAUAAUAAUGACUUAUCGAACACAUCAUGUAUGUAAAACAGUGGUAAUUGUGAUCGUUCAACUAUGAGAAAGGUCAACCCGAUGCACGAUGAGGCUUCUUUGUCUGCAAGUAGGACAGCUCUCGAUGUUCGUUGCAUUUUUCCUCCAAACUUGAGCUUUGUGCAGCAACUUCUGCCCAGCGGAGUCACAACAAACUUUACAAAACAGACAUUUAGCAGCAGAUCGGCGCAGCAGGACUGCAGGCUACCCAGCUGAUUGAUGGCCAAACAAUGUUGAAGUAAAAAUCACAAAAAAAACCAGCAGAGGCUUCAUCUCUGCCACCAUCCUCUCAUUAUUUUCUGCCUUCAUGUCAGCAAAGGUCACUCGGUCCUGACCUCUUGACCUCUUCUCUUCUUCAACUGUCCACAAAAGCUUCAGACGUCGCUCAUAUGAUCGCUGCCAACACCCACCACCCCUUCCCUCCUCCCACCCGUCUCGCAGCCAUUGUCUAAAUGUCAUCUGGCAAACAAAACGCCUGUUCAUACAGAGCCGGAACAAAACACAGCAUCCUUCAUUCACACUGCGACUGUCAAACAGUCCAAGAAGGGCUGCCACCUUCUCAAAAACCUGCCUGUCUCCUUUCUUUUAUAUUAGCGGGGGCAGAGAACUCCUCACCCCAGAUCAGAGAGAGUAUCAUAGCAAACAUGGCAGGGAUCCCGACCCUGAUACUCAUACUGUGUGUGUGUGUGUGAGCGAGUGUGUGAUUUGUGCAUGCAGGCUGUGAAAAAGCCCAUUGUGGUUGUGCGAGUGUGCCUAAUUAGUGUGUACACAACUAUGUCAGCCGUCCUGUGAUCUCCUCUUGUUCGACUGUUUGUGGGGCUCUAUUGUGAGCUGAGUGUGAACGCUGAGGGAAACGCAGAGAUCCGUGUGUGUGUGUGUGUGUGUUAUCAGAGACACACAUCAGCGUUCCUGUCUGUCUCGUUGUGGUCUCGUCUUCGUUUCACCCGCGAGCUCAGCGUCUCCGAUGCCUCUUGAUUUACGGCGGUGAGGCCCCGCCAGGCUCCAGGAUCGGGUGGCUCUGCUGCCCAGUGUGCCAGUCGGGGCCCAGAGGGGUCGAGCUCAGUGCUGUUGUUUACUUUAUGCCCUUUAAAAACUAAAGCUUAUGUCCUUAUCGACACAUCCAGGGCGAGUACUUUUCCUCCGGGUAAGGUUUCCCCAAAGGCACUUGAGAGGCUCUUUAAACCUUAUCUAAGAAUGAGUGUCAGACAACAGCUGCAUCAACCAAAAUACAAACAAAAAAAAGCACAAAAAAAAGCUGGUUGUACAGUGCAGUUUUCACAGAUUACACUUUUUAAGAUAAUCUUUUUGACUCAAUUGGUUUUUCAAAAGUAUUGAUUUCCAGAAUAAAAACCCUCUUGGCUGUCCCAGAGAUGAAUUUGAGUCCAGAGGAAUUUCUUUUCCUGUCUGUUUAGAGAUGUGCUGACAACUUAAGCCAGCACUAAAGGAUCUAACAUGUCUUCUGCAGUCUGAGGAAAUCUGAAGCUCCUCACAUGAAGUUCAUAUGUGAUUGUUGGACCAAGCGCACAACUACAUUACUUGAUACUCCUGGUUCAACAUUACUCCAAAAAACUGUGCUAACCGUUUUUGAUAAAUGGAGUUUUCACGCUAGUUUCUGAUCAUCCGUAGGUAAUGAAAGGAAACAGAGGGGAAAAGGAGACUUCUAUGUAACUGCUAAAAAAAGAUGGAUUAAACACCAAGAGACACCAGAAAAUGUGUGACUUUCAGGCCCGGUCCUCUGUGGGGUCCCUUUGUUAGAAAAUGCGGUGAGUUCAAACUGUUGGAAGAUUAACUUUGACUUGAUCAAAUGUUUUCUGUUCCCUCCUGCCCUGUUUGCACAGAUGAAAGAGUUCACUGAAUGGGCUUUGUACUGGAUGAGGGAUAAGACUAUUGUCUGGAUUUUUCAGUUUACCUCGUCUGUGUUUCUGUUGCUGGGUUUGCACCACGGAGACAAAUAGUCUGACUUAGUUUCUGUAAUCUUCUUUUAGUGCAAACAUUGCAUUGGAAAAAGUUUGUUUGCUGACUAAAAACCCAAUAUGGGGAGAAGAAAACAACAUUUCCAACAUAUAAAGGCUGAAGACUGAAUUCAAAAUGAGGCACGCUGUUGUGUAUGUCAUGCAUCGUUUCAUUUCACACAUGUUUAAGCUUUCAGGUAAAUUUCAGGAUAAGAUGCCUCAGAAGAUCUGAAGGCAAAAAAAGAAUUAAAUGAGAAAAGAUGAUUAAAAUUCUUUGAAAAUCAGCUUUACGUGGAUUUCCUGGUGUUUAUAUUAGCGAUCCGUUUGAUUCCAUGUAAGUCAGAUGAUAAAAAUCUUGUUUUUAAGCAAAACUUUUCAUCAGGAGAAUGUGUCUGAUCUUUUGUAAAAGGUCAAAGAUGGAUUUGCUUUUUGAAGCCUCACGCUGUCCUGUGUUAGGAGUACGGCGUACCCCGAGACAAAGCCACAGGAAGAUAAUGCAGAGGUGUGUUAUCAGUCUUUGAUGCCUCGGUACGGCUGUCUGAUUGUGUGUGAGAGUGUGCGUGAGUGUGUGUCCUGCUUUAUCAGCACACUGAGAUGUGAGAGGGGCCUGACCUUAUCACAGUGUCUCUGCCUCCUCCUGUAUCCCAUCCUCCCCUUGUGCUCUUAAGAUCACCAGUACAAACACACACAUGAACAAACACACACACCCAAACAAAGCAGAUCAGAGGAAACGCCCCCAAACAGUUCAAUACAUCCGUCAAUGACGCUCUUUGAAGGGACAGGAUUCCUGCCAGUGUUGGUGACUUGUCCAGACAGCUGAUAUCGAUAAAACACUGGACAUCAAUAAGGAGGCGGAGCAGGAUGGUCCCAUCAUUGACCUGUGGUCACACAAGGGUUGUUUGUUUGUGGGUCGUUAGUGGUUCUGUAGAGACUGAUGGUAGCAUGUCUGCACAGUGUCUGUGAUGACUCUGAGAAUUAGAUAAUACACCAAACAACACAAUCAGUCCCAAACCUAUAUUGAUAAUCGACGAGUCACCAAUUAUUAUUUUUAUUAGUCAUUAUCAGAUCAUGCACGAAUUGCAGCUUAUUGGACCGGUAUGUAGCCGCUCUAAUCCUGUGAGAAGCUCACUGUUGACGUUGAUGUUAGCAGCCAACUAGCCAAUUAGCUUACAGAUACGACUGUCCCUCUUCAUCAGAAACUGAAUCAGCCACAACGUGUUUUUUUAUUGCCGUCGGAAGGCAAGAUCUGUGUUGCAGAUUUUGCAUUGCACAUGCUUCUCUCUCCCAAACUUUUCAGCUCUGUUGUUGCCUAGCUAUGAUUCUGUUUGGGCAUAUCUUUUCUGGCUGACCUGGAUUACCACUACUGCUCAUGUGCAUGAAGGACAGACAGAGACAAGUGAGACAAGACAGCAGAAGGUACAGCGGCGGUUUUGAGAGAAAAACAAAGCUUUAAAAAAAAAAAAAAAAAAAAAAAAACCUGGCAAUGAUCAUUAAAUAAGUCACUGAUGAUGUUGAUAGUCGACGUCAUCGUGACUAGUCUACUAAUCUUGGCCCUAUAUAAUACAGUAUGAUACACUUGAUUGUCCUAUCAUCCUCCCAACUACACAACAGUCUCAAGACACCUCUUUUUUUAUACCGUUAAGUCAUAAAUAAACGUCUAGCAUAUAAUUCUGGGUAAUUUUAGUCAGUAAUGGUCCGAAACAUCACUCUCUGGUGCGUAAUAGCUAUACCUCAUAAAGACUAGUGUUGCUUGUGACAUUUUCAACCAUUACACAAAUUUACACAUUACAACACAUUUCCAACCAAGCUGAUCCACAUCAACAGGAGUUAAGCCCAGCAACACGCAUAUUUUCAACAACAUUUAACAUCACAAAGAUUAAAAAGCAGGUUUUGUUGAUAAUGUUAAAAACUGUGUAAAAUGAUCUAAUUGUUAUUUUUUUAAAAACACUGUGUUGUACUUAAUUUGCUGAGGUUAAUGCCCCUCUGAUGUCUCUGCUUGUAAUAGGACAUGUGGGCAGUGUUGAAAAUCUGCUAGCAGAGGUGAUUUCAAGUAAUAUUGGAUUAAGAGGAUUUUUUACAUUUGGCUUACUGAUGGGAUAAUAAGAUUUUGGCUGUUCUUCAUGAUCAGUAAAGUAAAAAAAAGUCACACUUAUGACAAGUCACAUGUCUAGGAGGACUGUGGAUAAUAAAUUAUUGUAAAGCCAGAGUGAAAAUGUUGGUUCAUUGUCUCAGUUUUAUUGUAUUUUCCAUUUAAGAUAACAUUAAGUCGGUUUUUCAUUUUCUAUGUCACAUAUUUGAAAGUACUUCAUAACAGUUUUUUUUUACCAUCUUCAAUCAUGACCGCAGGUAAAUCUAUCAAAUCAUAUUUUAAACAUGAGGUUCAACUUAAUAUUUGCUGAGGUGAUUUAAAUCAAACCGCUCUUCGGUCUAAUGGUUACAGUCAAUUAAAAUCCUCCUGUCACUGAGCAAAUAAAGGGCCUGAGCUGUGAAGUGCUGUGCAAACAUCUGCAAGUUCCUGUCUGAGUCGUUUAAAUAGAUGAAAUGAACAGAAGUCAGUGUACACACUUUUAGCGCAGCCUUUUCCCAUCUCAAACCCUCCUCAGUCUACACUUUUUCAGAUCUGUUUCCAUCAUCACUGCGUCAGGAUAAGCUUCUAGCUCAUGUCUGUUCAUCUCUGGGCCAUAAUUUUCGGAUUGUUGUGGUCUAACUUCUUAGAGCCGGAUCAAGUCUGCUGCAGAGUUUGAUUUAAGACCGUUAUAUUCGACCAACACUUCUCCCCAAGCCUAGCAGAAGGCCUUCAUUUCCAUCCUGGUGUUUGCUGUGUGGUCACAGCUCUCAUCUGUUUUCAAGCAUGGAGGGGAAGUCACUCUGUAACCCUCCUGCACGUGUGACUCGUUAGCUAACACGGCUAUUAGCCACAGCAGUUAAUCCCUUUCUGUCUGUUUGCUGAAGGCCCACUGAGAGACACAUAAAUAUCCUGAGUGGAAAACUAGAAGUGUGGACACGUGACUGCGGUCACUUCCUGCUCACCAGCUGCCAUGCUAAGCACUUUUUGGUCAUGACAAAGUCCUUGACACACCUCUCGAACACUGACACCAUGUUGCAGGAAAGAAAAGGGACGUUCCCAAGUGUCACUCGGUCUUGAUGAGCCUGAGAUUUACGGUGACCUGACCCGGGUAAGGCCAUCAUCGGGGCGUCUGGAAUUAUCCCAGGUUGACUCCUCCGGGGAAUGACUGCUAGAGGUCAGGGUGAGAGAUGCAGAUUUAUAUAGCCGGAGCUACAUGCUGCACAUGCUCUUUCUCCAUUUAGCUAAUGGGUCUGCUGUCAUAAUAAGUAUCCUUUCAGGGAGGAUGAGUUAUGGCCCCCAUUGUCUCUCUGCUGAAGUGGGUUGUGUGCUCCCUUCUUGGAAAGCUGAGCGAGCUGCAGCUUGUGUAAGCAGUGGCCUGUGGCUUCAAUGUCACUUCUCGUUGUUUGAUUCCUGCCCCAUGACCAAGACACUGAAGACACAGUACCGACUAACAUGGAAUAACAUAACAACUUUAACUGAUUAGAUAGUCAAGUUCAGCAUUUUUAGUCUUUAUUGCAUUUAUUUAGAGGAGAUAGUGGCAUCCAUAGAGAGGAAACCACGAAAGAGAAAAAGAGCCACUGGUCGGAACUGAACCCAGGCCGCCUGCCCGAGGACUAUAACCAUCGAGGGUGUAACAGGCCAAGCUGGCGCCCUGGCUGUUUAAUUCUGAUCAAAGUGUUUAUAUGAGUUCUUUUAAUCCCUAAUGGGCCAUUUUUUGCAAACCUAAUCUGAUUUUAAGUGGUCAUGUAAACCCUCCAUCAGCAAAAAAUCAUCACUCUUUCCACAUGCAGAGUCAAAAUCCUACCAGCUCUGUCAUCCUGCCAGUGCAAACACAUUUUCUAAAAAAGAGUUUCUGUCUUAGUCCCUCAACUCAAGCAUGAAGCAUUCUUCGUCAAUAUAUUUGUGACCGUAUUGGAGAGGAGUGAGUAUGCAGCUUACCUUGUGCACCAGGAAGAGCGCUUCUAUUUCGUAACCAUUCAACAGGUCCCUUAAGGCUUUCAAAACAUGCCACUAGCUAAAGGGCAACACACACCAGCCGUGUCACCUUGUGUCAUGUCAUUCGACGCCUGUAGCACACACCAGAUGUGCCAUUCAUCAUACGAACUACAGCAGCAGCAUGCCCUGAAUGUGAUUAAACUGCAGCGUUUUCCAGAUCAUCAACCUCUGAUUGGAGCAACACCGUCGAAUGACAAACCAAGAUGACAGGCAAGGGUGAGUGGGUGGGCUUACGAGAGUAGACCCUGGUGUUCUGAUUCCUGUUAUACAGCAAGGUUUUGAGUCCUAAAAAUGUAGAAGAUGUGGAGGAGUGGUUAAAAAUUACACUUGGUUUUGAUUUACGUGGAAAUAAGUAAGUCAAAAUUUCCCACUUUUCAAGACACACAUGAAAGUAAUUAUAAAAUAUACUUUCAAAAACAAUCAACCAAAAUUAACAUACCCGAGAGAUUAUUUUAGAUUAUAGUUGUUUAAUUGGUCUGUUCCUUCCCAGUCAAAGACCCAGCCUGAACAGUAAGUGGAUGUAAAAUCAUGAAGUACUUUCUUUUUGUCAGACUACAGGCUUGAGGCCUCUGAGUUUGGCAUUUUUGCCAAUGCCGUUGUGAUAUUUUGGAGCCUAAUUUGACAACUUUUGGCAAGAGGGCGGACGCAGAGAUGCCAAGCUAAGUGACUCACAUUGGCUGGGGGGACAACUUGAAGACAGCUAUUGACACCAAACUUCAAAUUGAAGCAACCGCACACUGAUGUGUUUAACAUUUCAGUCUUUGUAAGUUUGAUGUUCGGUUGUAAUGGAAAAAGUUAGACUUAAACAGUCACUGAUGAAGACCAGUGGUGUUGUGGAAAUUACUGCACAGGCACAAAAACCACUGUCUUUCAACAUUUAAAGGGAUAUUCCGGCGUAAAAUUAAGUUAGUCAAACACACCAUAACACAUCUCUUCAUGAAAAUACAAUCAGACGCUGAGGCGAAAAAAACUACCGCGUCUGCAGUGCAAAAUGAUUAAUAUGAUGACUAUUACUUAUUGAUCAUAAAUGUUCUUCCUUGAGCUGCGCCACCCCACUUUCGUCCGUGAUGGACUCAUAUGAGGUCUCCGUACAAACAAGCGGCUGCUGGAAGAGACUGGGUGAGUUGUGUUUGGUCUCUUUGCUAUAGAAAUCAGGCAAAGCUAAAAAGAUUUUUGGUGGCUAGUACUAUGGCUGGGACCCUGUAUGUACUGUUGAUGAAGUUAGGUGCUGUUCUGAGCAUUAUUUGUGGCUAUAGAGUGGCGUUUCGGUUAACGUUUGUGUAUGGCUCCUCAGACCACUGUGUAUUGCUGUCGUGCGGUCGUUACUGAAGUUGGAAUAACUGAAGAAACAAGCAGUCAGCAACAUUCAUCUCUCAAAGGGUUGUCCAACUCGGUGUUACGAUGUGUUUGACCCUAAAUUAAUUUUACGCCAGAAUAUCCCUUUUAAGGAAACAAAAAAACAAGUACUUUUCAGCACAAAUUUAUAAAAUUAAGUUAAUUAAAAAUGACUAUUUAGUAUCAAUUCUGAAAGCCGCAUAAAAUUUGUCUUACAGUACAUCAAAAGUAUGACUAACAAGCAAAUAGGUGUAACAUCAAUUGAAUCUCACACACUCAUUAGACUUUCACAUGGUAGCACAGGUUAGUUCAGUGACAGUCUGAGCCAAAUGCACAUGCAGUCCAACACCGAAGUCCACACAGUGAACAUCUGUGCCACAUUCCUCUCAGCCCCACACAAAUGCAGAGACAGCAGCACGGUAGCCUCCAGCUAACCCUGAAACACUGCUGAUUAGCAACGCCACGCUGGCUAACAGCACAACACAGUGUUGAGAGGAGCUAACAGGCCGUGCACUGUUGAAUGAGGAGCAGGUGUGCCGGAAAAACAGAAAACACACUCAGAUGCUUGUACAGGCUUACACAUAAAUGCAUUCCUCAUGUGCGACUAUAGAUUCAUCAUAGCCUCAUCAGAGGCACACACACACACUUACACAUGCAAAGGCCAGAUGGACGGUUAUAGAUCAACAUGGGCUAUGUGCCAGCAAACAGCAUGGUCAUUAGAGGAAAGUAGGCGAGGAGGAAAGACUACAGAGGAAGAAGGAAGUAAAAGUGCAAGAGGAAACCCUAACCUCCUGGGAUCGCUUCGUCUCUCAGGCUCCUUGUAUCACAUUAUGAGGAACAUAAAACUUUUUAUAGUCUUAGAUUAGAUUUUAACUUUGUUUUAGACCCGGUCUCACCCUUGAAUUAAUGUUGGCCUCUAGACAAGCAUUGAGCUGAUGCACCAUUCAGAAUCCACUGAGACUGAAGCUAAUUAAGUUCUUUAACGCGGUGUGACAUCUCAGGUGCAGAAAGGCUGAGGGAUGCUUGAGUGAAUGUAGGUUUGCUGCCAACAGCUACUUUUCUGCGGGAAUAAUGGAAAGUAUUCGCUUCACUUCUUUUUUCGGUGCAGAUAAAUAUGUCUGUAGUACAGAUUACUCAACAGAUUAUCCCACUCGUAUGCAAAGCUGGCUACAAACAUCCUGUCAGAUGUGCGAUUUCUCCGUCAGUUUUUAUGUAGGAUUUAGGUUUAUCAAGGUUUUAUCAUUUAUCACAUCCAGCAUCAGUUUCCACUUAUUGAAACAAAAUCCUCUUAUGAAAUCAAAUUGGAUUUAGCUGUUUGCAAGAGAUUAUGAACGACUUCAGUUUUACAGUCAGUUAUCUGCUCUGUAAAGAGGUGAAACACUGUAGUUGUACAGUAGAGGAUGUGGUUUGACGACAAAUGCCAUUGCUUUAGUGAGAGUUUGAGCUAACACAAAUUGCACAAAUUGCCUUCGUUAGCAUAAGAGUGCAUAUUACUGGUCAAAGGUAAAAAAACAUUUAAGGAACACAUCUUCAGAGAUGCUGAUUAGUAAUACCGACACACUGACCAUUGCAGCUAUGACGCUAAACAGCUACUGCUGCUUUAAUCUGCUGCCAGUGAUGUUAGCAUUAGCCUGACCAUAGACUGUACAAACCAUGAAUGUGGUCUCUAUAACACGGUUAAUAAGUUUUAAAACCUCUUUGAAAGGAAUGCUAUUAUGAUAUCAUUCUUGAAAUGCAGACUCUUACUAGCUUUCAAACAGCGCUGAGUUUUGAAUGCUGAUCCAACCUUAUUUUUGGUCAACCAUGCAGGUACAUAGAGAUGAAGUUGAGGUAGCCUUUAGCCUCGCUGCUAACAGCUACAGUGUCUUUCAAGUCAGCUGUGUCUUUAAUUUAGUAAAACUUUAGCUUAACAUCUUAAAAACUAAUUUUUAUGAUAAAAUUCACCCCCUGCUAAGUGUGUGGAUAUAAAAAUGAGCCACUCAUAUCAAAAUUGUCUCUGCUGCGGCCUGUGAAUACAAUUGUUUUUGUUGUAUAGGUGAGCCGUUUAGAAUAAGUGUGUAUGAGGCUUCCAGGGUUUUUGGUGCCAGCCUCAAGUGGACACUUCAGGAACUGCUGAUCUUGCACUUCCAAAUGGGCUCAUUUUCAACGGCAGAGGUUUUCACAUGCAUUUGUCGACUGUUAAUGCUAAUGGUAAAACAAAGUAAUAUAUUAGCUACACUGACCUACUCUGAAACAUCACAAACUUACAGUAAAGUCAUUUUAUCUACUUCUAGUGCUAAUUGUUAUAGUGACAGUAUCGGUGUAAUGUACUUCAUCUUUAGGGAUACAAAAAAAGUAAAUAGGCUGGAAGGUUUACACUUUCGUUAUUAUCAGAACUCGGUAAAUAGUAGGAAAGAUAUUUCUAGAAAAACAAGUUUUUUGUUUUUCUCAAGAUAAUAACAAAAAGUCUCACCUCUCGACUGCAAACUGAUCCUCAGGUUUGUAUAAGCACUAGAAUCUGAAAAUGUCCAAUACCCAGCCCUGGUAAAGUAUGACAGAGUAAAUUUAUUGCUUCAAUUUAUUUUUUAUGCCUCUCUGUUUUUGUGUGUGUGUGUGUGCAGUGUUUAUUUAGGUAGUAAAUCCCCAGCAGCAGGCAGUGGGGCUGUGUGUCAGGACUUACUCAUCGGUGUUUGGGGAAGGGAUUAUGAGGGAUGAGAGACCUACAUCCACACACAACAGGAUGAAGGAGGAACACUGAGAGAAAGAGUUCAUUUACAAACUGCAGGCGUGCUCUCCUGUCUCUUCUUUCUCUUUUGUUCCUCUGCACCAUUUAGCGAGUGCUUUUAUCCAAAGUGCCUCACCGUAUCAUGCGUGCAUACAUUUUUAGCGCCGGUAGUUCCACUUGGGAGACAACGCCAGCGCACAACUCUCAGCACCGCCACCCUGGCUGAAGCAGUGCUACGCUCUGCCAGUGGAGCUAAUGCAGGACCACACACUUCUUUCCUCCUUAUUAGUCCUUGUACCCUGCAGUCACUCCUGUAAGACAUUAAAGAGGUCUUGGUUCUUUUGAAAGUUGCCUCGGCUACAGUUACACUAAGUCCUCUGCAGAACUGCUCUAUGAUGAAAAAUAUUGACCUGCAAACUCACUUCAUCUGAGCAACAGGCAGUCUCUUAAAAUUUACUUGGAGGUGAACUUCAGCCCCAACUUCACUGUCUUCAUUCCCUCCCUCUCUCUCUAAUGGCACUUGUCAUUAAAUGGAGAAUCCAACCAUCCAUUGAAAAUGCUUACUUAACUGAAAAGUGUGACAUUUGUGUCUUUAAAUUCAUGGUUUAAAUCUUAUGAGGGAAAAAAUCUGUAAAAAGGGGUGCUGCUAGACUGGUCUGCCUCACCCUGUCUUGUUUAUGCACAAGGGCAGCUGCAUGCUUUACAGCAGUUUUGGAUAGAUCUCAGCUUUAGACAACAAAAAUGCUCUUUAAUGUGUCUCCAACUCACCAAAUUUUACAGUAAACAACUCUAAAAUCCCUGUCCAAAUUGGCUCAUGACUGGUUUUUAAAGUUGCCAAUACAGUUGUUUAUCUUUUAUGUUUUUGCGUCCCAUAGGUGGAAAGGGGUUCACUAUAGGCAAAGACAGUUGUCUUCAAACAAAUCAUGGUUCGUGUAGGCCAUGCUAGGUCAAAUCAAUCUAAAGUAAUUUGCACUUUCAGAUCUUUCACCUUGAAGUAGCUUUGGGACACCAGAUGAGUACUUGUGAGGUGCAGUUAAAAAACUCAGAGCAGACACCUUUGACCCCAUCAAAGUUCAUGGUGUCUGAUAUUGCGUGUGAUGGAUGGACGAAAAGCCUCGUGCCAAACAAGGUGUUAGAAAUGAAAGGCAUGAUCCCCUCUUCUCCGCCUUUAUCCUGCUUUUUCCCCCUCCAUCUUCACCAUCACUCUGUCGCAGGUCCUCCACAGCUCACCCCAGGCUGUCAGGCCCAAAUCAGGGGAACAGAUGGGAAACAAAUGGGUUUUGUCUGGCACACAUGAGGGAGGGAGAUACGCUUAUCAGGGCUUCAGCGGUGGGCUUUACCCAGCGCACCUCUGCUGCCCCGAGCCACAGCUGCCCCUUCAGCUCUCUCCCUGCCUCUUCUUCCUCUCUACCUGCCAUUUUAUCAGAGGAAUGUGGGAAUGCAGAAGAGACAGGGAUGGAGGGAAAGACAAAGAGGGAUAAAGGGGAAAGGAAGGAGUCCCAGGGUGCUGACAGGCCCUCUCUCCAGGCCGACACCUUCUUCUGAGCCCAGGCGGAUUAGAGCCUCAGUGAAGAAUCCACCCAUCAUCCCUCGCCAGCCCUCCCUCCUUCUCCUCUGCCUUUAACUCGCUACUGUCCUAUACUCCAAGGGGGUACAGUCAGACGUAUCGCAGCUGUCACACUAAAAAAAACCUUAUGCUUGGCACUUUGGUGAUUUUCAGCCGAAUGGAAACGGAAGCUGGCUCCUCAUGGAUUAAAUUAGAGAUGGUGCAGCAAGUUUCCUGCCCCAAAAAUGCCAGAGACAGGCCGGAGGAGGGAUGCCAAAAAUACUAUUUUUGACUUGGUUAUUGAGUUACACUUCGCAGAGCAGCAGACCCCCCAGAAAAAGCAUUCUGUGUUUCAUGUUCUCCUUAAAUUUUUGAUAAUCAUAUAAAGUUGUUAUUAAUACCCCAAUAAAAGUCGCUCAAGCUUAAAGAUGCGGUCUGUUUUGGAGAGUAAUCUAGAAGAAGUAAAUUUAGCAUGAAAACUUAAGUUGUGUUCAUAAUUGUCCAGUUUAUGUGCUUUACAGAUUUGAUAAAGUCAAGAUAUUUCUCGAUCCAACCUCUUGUUUUCUGUGGGAGCGACAUCAAACAGGGAUUACGUUUCAACCAAACUGAUCUCACUGAGCUUUGUUGUUGCGCCAAACAACAUUUGUAACUUCGCUUUGUCACAUUCUUUUGUGCAUUUCAUCCAUAGACUGUAAUAGAAUGGACGCCAUCUACCUCCUCGCUCCGAGAACAGCACAGUCUGGUCCCUCUGCCAGCAAAACUUAUGGAACUGUAGACAAACUUUAGAAAUAUAUUACAUAGAACAUACAUUUUUUUCCACCCUGUUUGCGAUGUUGACAUGUAGUUAUUGUAAGACUGGUUUGUGCUCAAGUCCUCUUUUUUUUCUGUACAGCUCCAUUUUUAAAAGUUAUUAGGAGGUUCAUAUUUUCUGUGAUUGACACCUGAUACAGCCUAUGGGCGUACAAAGAUUGUGUAGCUCACCUGGGGGAUAUGCUGUUUGAGCGGAGCGUCAUCACAGAGACUCUCGGCGACUCUCCCGCCGAAUGCGUACAAUGCUACUGCGCAAUGUUGGUUUCAGGAAAUGGAGAGGAAACGCGGAAUUACCGAGAGCUUUUUGGCUUCAAAUCCUUGGCAGAACCAAGUUGUCCAUAAUAUAUACAGUCUAUGAUUUCAUCCCCUUUAAGUAUUUUUCUACUUUUGUGUACAUCUCAGUCCAUGAAUCCGUGUGUGUGUUGUCAUCCACAUGGUGCUGAAUCAUUGGUUUUAAUUACACUUGAAGCCUUUAAGGCACAUUUCCUUUCUUCUAUCUGCUGUUUCAGAGCAUCCUUGAGACAAACGGUGACUCUCUGCUGCAGAAAUCCACCCGGGGCCGUUUAAAAACUCAUCGACUGUAAUAUCAUCCUAUUGUGCCGCGUUCACUGUCAACACCAUCCACUUAACGCAGCCACAGAUGCACAUAUCGGCCGUUGUUGGCACCAAAUGUGUGACUUGUCAUUUGUGGGGCGGUCCCACUGACCGCAGGGCCACCCUGAUGCUCUCAUCCAUUUACGGCGAGGCAGUGAGUGUUUCAGUCAUGACGAGAGGCCCAGAGGCAGAACUGGCAGAGCCUGCGAGUGUUUGUGAGAGGGGGUUAGUGAGUGAUUGAACGCAGCCCUCUGUAAUGUGUGUCAGAAGCAGAGAAUUGUGUCAGAUACUGUGUGAUAUGCAUGCUGUCUGAGCCUGCCGAACGAAGCCUCGCUUUGCCAGUAUUUGGUUUGUGUGUGUGUGUGUGUGUGUGUGUGUGUGUGCACAAGUGUCUCAGGAUGUGUGUGUGUGUGUGUCCCUUUGUAUGCAUACAUCUGUGAACUUUACUGCAGUGUUAAUGAGAAGCAGAACAGCCCGGAGCUAUGUGAGCGCGUGAUUGUGUGUGUGUGUGAAUGUGAGUAUGAGCUUUCAUCUCCGGUGUCAGAUCAUCGCCGCACAGAGAGGAAGCAGAGAGGUGAAUAUUUAUUCUAAACAGGGGAAAUUCCUCUUUAUGAAGACAAAUACAGGCUGAGACAGUGCCGAGAAGAAUUUCUGAAUUCGAGAGCGUCUCACAGAUUCAUUAAGCGUUAGUAAGACGUACAGCUUUUCCAGAUUUAAUUAUCUACGCCGUGAUAUUCCAUCUUUUUUGAUCUGCGUUACUUUUGAGAACAAUGAAAUGUAUACAAAGUGCCAGAGCAGCGGGGAUCGAAUGAUUAAAGAAUCACUUUAUCACCAGGAAACAUGAAAUGGGCAAGAAUUUGUCUUAAUGACUGUGCCACAGGGACUCUCUGACAACAGUUUACGCUGAAACAUAUGGCGUAAUCUAAACAGGAGCCUGCAUACAAUAUACAAAGGCAUGACAAGACGUACUGUGCCAUGCAGAGUAGACUAUACAUACACUGCUCCGUAUACAUAUUCAAUAUACUGUAAGAGUGUAAAUUCUGUGCUUAAUACAUAAGACAUAAACAUAAAGUUGACAAAUGUUUUCGUGCAUGAGCCACCAAGAAGUCGAUUACCUCUGUUCCUUCGUCUAUUAUCUCCUCCCUCCUUUCCUUCUUUCUUCCUUUCCUCUGUUCUCUCCUUGAGUGAUGAAGCCAGCCGAGCACAGCUGCUUUGUGACCCUUCAGAGGAGGGGUCUCAGCCUCCUCUUGGAUCCACUUUGUGCCUCUGCUCAGCCGGGGAGCCCAUCUGAGAGCGAGUGCGGCACUUGGACACGAAAGCAGACACUCGAGUGCAGGUGCCAGAAUCUGGACUUUGGUUUUCAAGAGGAAGUUUAAUCUCUUAAAUAUGUGAUAUGACUUUGAUAGCGCAGGAACCGGUUUAUUCUCAGGCCCGGCUUGUUCGGUGGCCAAACUCAUAAAUAAAUAUUACACUGUAGGUAUCCCUCUAGCAUUACAUCUGGAUGCUGCUCUUUUUGAUGAUUGCUUCAACAUCCCAGUCUGAGAAUGUGGUCUGAAGAGUUAGUAGAUGAGAUCAGUGGAGUCGAAGGUCAUUGUCAAACAGAUGGUUUGGACUUCUUUUACUGGGUUACCUUUUUAUGCUUUUUGAUGUACAUUUGUUAUGUCAAUAUAUAUCACAACGGCUUACUGUACACCAGGAUGAAUGAUGUAUCCCUGUAUCCUCAACUUACAAAUAGUGAAGCUCUGAAAUGUCAGCUGGCGAUGGAGCUUGUGGAGUCUAUGCUGUGGAGUUACUGUACUGACAUCUUGCCUCUCCUACUUACCAAAACACAUUUAACUUACUGGUAAAACUGCCUCAAUCUGGGACAGUCUAUAUAUUUUAAGGUGUAGAUGGCAUGAAACAGUGCCUUAACAGUAAAGCUGAGCUGCUCCAACAGUUUGAUUAGGAAAUUGAACUGGACUUCUGUCCUUCACAGCACUGGGUGAGAGUCUAUUUCUUGACUUUGGUAUGCCAACCUCUCUACGGAACCGUACCUUCACACUUCCUCUCUGCUUUUGUAAAUUUCUCAAAGUCUUUGUACUCUUCUUGAUCCAUCUUCAUUUCUUCAGCACAUUUAAAACAGAAUUCAAUCUUUGACAGUUAUAUUUGAAGACUGAUUCUUAAACUCUGGACGGUCAUUAUAUCUGUUUUUCACAUCCGUUCACUGCAUGUGCUCUGGUUGGUUGGAUCUUUCCUGAAUAUCUGCGGUUCUUGAAGCCUUCUCACACUUUUCCAAUUGCACAUUUUGGAUUAAUUGUUAAUGUGUAAGAGUAAGUCACCCUUCCUCUAAAAUACUGCCAUUCUUUGUGAUAUGUGGCUCAAACUAGACCCUCACAUCCUGACCUCCUGAAAAGCACAUUUCAGUAGUCUGUAAAACUCCUUAGCUCAUUUAUUUGUUGGUAAAACUGCUUUGAUUUACAGUUUUUCUUUUUUCAGUGGUUGAAAAACUAUCACAUCAUCCUUGAUGACUCUUUGUUACCAAUUGUUUAUAUUUGCAGUUAAAACAAAAUCAAAUGCACCAGACUUAGUGUGUGAAGUUUCUGUCUGAUGACCGAAGGGUGCUGGUAAAAUACUGCAAAGUUCUGCACUUCAUUUUUCAAAUCUUACUGAAGGUUGUGCAUUCGUGAUUAUAAUACAUUUAUUUUAAAGGUCUGAAUGGAUUUUUCAUAUUUGUUGCUUUUAUUUUUACUCACCCUGCUAAAAGGAAACAGGUGCAGGAGGUAAAAUAUAGAGGAGUGUCACAGUUUGAAAUGUUCAGGGGCUGACUAAAUUGAGAGUAAUCAUGUUUUGUAGAAAGUCAAACUGGGUAGUGAAGUUCUUUCAGGGUCACUGCAAUAGCUGGCAUUCAGUGCUGAUACCAAAACAGUGAGGAUUAUGAUGCUGUAGUUUUUUCAGAUAUGAUCACAGGAUCAGAGGGAGGAGGCAGGGACCCCGCUCUCAUAGGUAGAAAGGUCAGGGGGUCAUUUACAUUCCUCUCAUGUGCAGUCUGUCUAAAACCUGCUCCGCAUCUGCUGCCGGGCUGAAAAGAGCAAUGUUGUUUCUUCCAAUUAAGACACACACACACACACACACACACACACACACACACACACACACACACACACACACACACACACACAUCAACUCUCCUGCUGCUUUCUGUCUGUCUUCCUGUUGCUCUGUCCUCCAAGGUGUCCCCGUUUGUCCGUCUGUAUUAUUAUUAGACAGCAUGAAUACUCAGUUAUUAUUACUUCCACAUUUUGCACCAGCACAAUUAUCAAACCCUAAAUUAAGAUUUUUCAAUUACACAGACUGAACUGUGAUUGUAAACCCGUUUAGCUUUUCAAUUUUAUGGCUGUUAAUUUUUAUUCUUCCUUCAUGAUUGUGUUACUUUUUUGUCUCUGAGGAUGCACAGAUGAUUGUUUUCAUUCAGCUUGUGUGAUAUAUGCCACACCAUCAGUGGUUAUGUAAAAACAGACGGUAUAAAAAUGUGUCCCACGCUUCACAGAUUUUGCGCAAAACCCUUAAUGGGCAAAUGUUUUAAAGGAUAAAUACUGAAUACAUUUUAUUGCUAUUUUGUUCAGAUUUUAAUGCACAAAAAUAUAUAAUUUAUUCCAGGCUGUUGUGGUUGAACACAAAACACUUUGACACCAAGCCUGGAUCCUGUAUGUCAUAUUUAAAGCUCCAGUGAGUCAAGAUGUUCGUGAAGCAUUUUGGAAAUAAACCCUCGAGUCUCCAGGCUGCAGCAGCCACCAACCUCCAUCUGUGUCCUGCAGCUCGGGCUCUUGUCACCUGACACCAUCUGCAUGCUAACAGGCCUGUGAGAGGCUCUUCAGGCUGGCCGGCACACUCUGCAGAGCCCUGCUGCGCUGCCCGGUGACAAGUGUGGAGGGACGAGAGCCAGCAGGCACACAGGAAUGCCACAGACACUCAGUGCAUGUGUGAGUGUGUGUGAGAGUGUCAUUUCCAUUCCUCAAACAGGUUAAGAAAAGAAGCUCUGCACUCAGUAGGUUGUUGAAGUCUGUUCUGGUUGUUUUCUUAGCUUGUUUGCCUCUGGCUAACCUGUGUCUCUUUGAGAAUCUCAACAAGCCUGCUGAAAAAAAGGCCCUUCACUUCUUUUUAUGUCACACCAGCUGCCCCGUGGCUCUCUCCUCCUUAAGAGUCCAAAUUAUUAUUUAUCACGCAGAGACUUUAUUUCUGACUUGUUCAUUAGUGUCUCUUUGGUCCUGGUAAAACCCUCUAGGUAUAUGUAGAGGAAGACUUUGACCUCUUGUAAGAUAUUCUUCACGUUAAAUGUAGUGAGAGUCAGAAACAAUGCACUCAAAUAAAGCUUCUGUUUAUUAUGAAUGAACAUCGUGGACACCUGCCACAGGAUUAAAAAAAAAAAACACAUUCGCUGUUAUUUUGUUCCAAAAAUGAGGCCCCAGAGUACUCUUUGUUGUCCUGAAUAACCAUGAACAAAUACCCUGCACUAGGGGUGUCCCGAUACAACUUUUUACUUCCAAUACGAUACCGAUAUUGUAGCCUUCAGUAUUGACCGAUACAGAUAUUGUUCAGAUAUUGGCACAAGUUUUUCACUCAGCUGCUAUGUCUUUUUCGGAAUUCAACAAAAAAUGCUGCCACAUGGUCACUACUUACCACUUUUUUAGUACCUUAGUACACACUGUUGUUGUGAUUUUGUGGGCUCAACUUGCUGGAUCAGGGCCCUGCUAGAUAGAUGUGCUGGAGCGGAGUCUGGAAUGGACUGCUUGUAUCAGAGUGCUGAUAUCACAGAUUUUUAGAUGCAGUCCGAUAUAAUCCGAUAUUUGUGUUUUUUUUGCUGACAUGGGACCGAUAUCCAAUAUCAAUAUCAUAUCAGGACACCCCUACUCUGCACACACUUUUCUCCGGCCACUCUAACUUUUUUUUUUCUUCAGUGUAAACAGAGUUCGCAUGUAAACUUUAGGUCGCUGCAAAUGAAGGUUUUUGAAAACAUGCUUGAGGUGGAGAUUUUUGGAGGGCAGCAUGGUCAUUUAGUGUGGACAGCCAACACUACAGCUUUGUAUAGGUCUGCUCAGGACUGUUAGGUUUAAAUGACUAUAUACAGAAAAACUUUAUCAAACUUAGACAUGUAAGAACUCAAAGCAGCCACACUGAUUGAAGGUCUUUUUUACAGGCUGUUAAAUAUUCUGUUGAUAUAGGAAACACAUGAUUUUAUGUUAAAUGCUACUGCAAGGGUACUGCCAACAAUAUCUUGUCAUGUCCGGUGUUUUGUUUUAACCUGUAACCCUGUUUACUACCAAAUGCAUCAGUGGUUGUCAUAGUACAACGAAACUGCUACUUCAUGCAUUCAGCCACCAAUGCCUCUUUGUAGAAGUUACCAUUUUACACGGUCACACAUUUAACCAAAACACUCAUGCUCUCUGUGGACUGGAUACAUAGACUGGAUGUUUUUGGUUGAAGUGCUUCAGGCUAACUGUGUUUUACAGUCGACACCCUGUGCUGUGUACUCUUUCCAUUUCACCCUUUACUGAUCCCACACUUUGAACACUUACCGUAACUUCCUCGAGUGCCUUUUGGCUUUGGCUGUAAAAGUCUAGUUACUUGUGUUAUUUGAGGAAAAUUUCAGCUGUGUACAUGUCAGUUUAACCUGUGGGGAAGAAGGUUGAACCAGUAAUUGGUAGAAAUGUUGAUACCAGGAUGCAUCACAGUUUUGACUUUACUCUUUUGGCAGUUAGACCCGUUUUCUGAUGUUAGUUUGGUUUUGUUUAUUGACUGUUGUGAAGUAGGACACUUUUCUGAAAAUGAAUAACAUGUUACAUAAAUGAUGUUUUUUUUGUUUGGAGUUUUGUCCCUGUGUGUAUUGUCACUCAUAACCUGAGCCUAAUCAUCUGAGGGAUUAUGGGGAUUUGAGUCUGAAAGAGAAAAGGUGACCUAAUCGGUCUGUCUAUGUGUGACAGACGCAGCCUCGGUUUCACUGUCAGAUCGUCUCGUCGUAUGAAACCCAACAGGUCUGGACAUGUCACGCUUUUACCACACACACCCAUGCAGUCAGACGCUGUUUAUAAAAAGGGUUUCCAGAGACCUCAUCCCACCUCCAAAGACAAAUACACACCUACUCAAACACAGCGAACGGUCGGUAAAGCCACCUGUGUGUGUAUAGCGGUCAGGCUGGAGCAGUUUGCUUUACCUGACUGAUGAUCACUCAGCCUGUCAGAACAGCACAGAGCCUUUGUUAAGGUGGAUUAGCUGCCUGCAGGACCAGGUUCAGGUUACUGUGGGGUUAGAUUCAGCUAAAGGUGCACUCUGUGACCUGUAGGUGUUAAACUGAGACCUCUUCUCAGCUGAGAUGACCUGGCUCUGCCAUCAGACAGGUUGAAUGUGUGAGAUGACAUCUUAACUCUCAGCACACUGAUGAUUUCCUACAUCGCCUUCGAGCAAAACUGGAAUACAAAAGCCAAUAUGAAUGUGGGGAUAGAGGCAGAAUUGCUUUAUCUGGCUUGAUUACUCUGAAAUAAGUAAACACAUUUCUUCUUCAUGCAUCAUUAUUUAGGUUCAGUUCAACCUUUAAAAUGCUAGGUUGACAUCUAGCUCUCUUGUAAUGAGGAAAUCUUUAGACAUUGAGGAACUUCUCACCAAGGAUGAGGAACCAUUUGGAGUACCUCUGUUUUCCCAUCAUUUGGACAAGCCGAUAAAGAUUCAGCAACUUUAUUUUACCAAACAAAAGUAAUACAGGGACAUAGAGUAGGGCUGGGCGAUAAACCAAAAAUGUACCGAUACUGAAAUUUACGUCAGUAACUAACCUCAUUUUUCUCAUGUCACUAUAUUCGGUGUCAAAAAAUAAAUGAAUCAAUAAAAGUUGGUUUGGAUGUUUGUAGGAAGGCUAUGGACUCAUACUCCUUUAACACACUGUCCUAUGUCGGAGACAUGACUCCACCCGAUCCAGUCUGUAACAAAGAGGGGAAGACAGGUGAAGAGAUGGAGGACGGUUCAAAAGUUCAAGUUAAAAAGCAGCUGAAGUAGACAAAGUUAAUGUGGGAGGGGGUGAGCAGCUUGUGGAGUAGUUAUCGUCCAUUUAUCGUUAUUGAGAUGACCUGUUCAAUAUAUCAUGACACUGAUUUGAAGCCAUAUCGCCCAGCCCUAACGUAGAGGUUGGGGCUUGUGGGGCUGAACACGUCUGAUCAACACAGACUGAACUCUGUAGGGACAUGUCCCCAGAGGGUCACUAGAUCAAACUCUGUUGUGAACCAAAAGUGGAAAUUGAGACGAUAGCUAGAAAUGUGCAAGCUCCCCUUACAUUAGUCACCAGUCUCCGAGCUGCACAGGUCUGUCCAUGUGCACCGCCAUCUCAAUGACGUCUCUCUAUUAGUAGUCGUGCAUGUCCACGUGUUCCUGUUUUUUAAUGUAUUUUUACCCCAUGUGUGCUGCAUGUGUAACAGGGUGUAAAAAAUGAAUUUACCCUCAGGGGUUAUUAAUGCAUGUGCUCUGAGUGACAGAUGUGUGCAAAACCAAACCACAGUCGGACUUUCACAGAGUCUGAGGCCCCAAAGAGCUGCUCUACAAGUGGAUUUGAUAAAUGAUUAUUAACAGAGUUAAAGAGCCAAAUUUAGAAAUCUGAGUUAUGUUGUUGACUUUGAUUCUGCUUAAUUUAAUCCAGACAGCGCAGCGAAGAGUGAGAAUAAAUGUGUCUAAAUGUUUGUGUGUCUGUGUUUGUCAUGUAAUUGGCUGUUCAGAGCUCUCUGUUCAUGUAAUUGGCUGUUCAGAUGGUAAACACUAUCUGAGAAGUGUUGACUGUGUGUGCUCACAAGGUGGGCGUUGAAGGCAGAAUGUGUCCUGUGUGUGUUAAACAUGUGUUAGUGUGUACUUUUUUUCCUGAUUGAAGUAUGUUCACGGUGAUUUUAAACUCUGGCUCUCUAAUCUAAACUGGAUAUUUCACACACGCAGACGUUCUUCUUUCGCUUGUUGCUGGUCUUAAGGUCAGACAAUCAGCAGAAUCACUCGUCACACUUGUGUGUUCCUCCUCCAUCGGUGACUGAGGAACACGCAAGUGUUCUCUAUUUUAGCCCAGAGGCAAGUUUUAGCAGAUGAUUCAUCCGUGCUCUUUCAACUCACUGUGCUGAUGUUAACAGGCAGGUUUUAGCUUUCUUCCAAUGUGUAAUACUUUUUGAAAGGUGCUGCAGCUGCCUCAGACUCUGAAAUUGUCAAACGGAUGGCCUUUAUGAAAUAUUUGUAGUUAUGGCUCAGACUGAUGAACUUUUAUUCGUCAAGAUAGUGAAGGUACAAGCCUUUUUUUUUUUACAGUCAGUUUAAGUAAAGUAUAUAACUGCAACAUGUCUGCAGCCUCUGUCAUUGAACCUGGUCCAGCAGGCCUACAAAACGGAUGUGUAUGUAAUUUUACAUGCUUAAACUCAAAAGCAGAGGAAUCAUUCCAGCGUGCAGUGAGACAAACACCAGAGCUCCAAAUGUCUGUCAUAAAACUAACAGAAGUCACAUCAUGUUUUAAAUCAGCUCCUGUGUUGUCAAACACUUGCCUGUACAGCUCUGGCAGGGCAGUGUCUUAAAUGAAGUGUUUUGAGACAGCAGGAAAAAGGACCCGUAACUGCAGAAAACUACGUUCUUUACCGUGGCGAUGGGCCGAUGGUCCAAAGUGAUGACUUCAACACUUUCACUGUCAUCUUUUUGGCUUUUUCACUCUCACGUCCAGAGUUUGUGGUUUCAGCGCAGCAGCCUUUUCCUCUAAGGCUGUAGUGUUUGCAUGUUUAGUUUUUUGGAUGUCAUAUCAAAUCAAAUGCAGCUUAACUGCUUCUGCUUUGCCAAGUGAUUGUUUUGCAAAUAUUGGAAGUUGGACUGCUUCCUCUUUUAUAAUUUAAAAUUUCUUCCACAUUUCUGACUUUUGACAUUGCGGUUGCUAAUUUCCAAUGUUUAUGUUUUUGCCCUUUUGACUUUGAGGAUUUACUGUACACUGGUAUGUAGUGGUUUCUCUGGCUGUCUGUGCAUGUUUGUACUCCAGCAAUAAAGUUCAAGCUGCUGCUGGGGACCCACAUUGUGCCUUGUUUAUCACACUACAGUUACAUUCAGAUGAAUCCCAGAUACAUGGUUUCUCUUGGUUUGCAGAGAACUGUGUUCAGUUUACAUGAUCAGAGUGAGAUGCUCAACUCAAACUGCAGAUUCCCAGCUGAUCAAAAAUGCUAAUCUGAUAGUUUAGAUCAGGAUCUGGAAAGCACUUAAAGUUCCAGUAAGGAACUCUUGGUUUGUUUUGAUUAUGGCACCUCCUGUGGACAAAAGAGUCUUUGCUCAUCUUGUCCUUUACAUGCUCAAGUGGUUUCUUCAGACAAAAAAAUUAAAAUGUAAUCAGGCUGACUUUUGACUGUCGAAUAAUCCAUUUAAUAUAAAACAGGACUGUCUCUACAGCUGCACAGCUGACACCUCUCUCUGGUUUAGGCUUCAAUAGUCACAAUCUAAAAAUCAUUACUCUUGUUUGUUUUUGGAUAUCAUAGAAAGUUGUGAUCAAUUUUGGUCUAUAUUUUAGAGUUAAACCCAAAAGCUUAAAGGCUGGGUAAUAUGGGCACAAAAUCACCUGUGUAUUAAACCCCUGUAAAAAAAAAAAAAAAACAUGACGGUGCAAACAGUGUUGUAAUAAUUCAUGUGAGGCAGGACAAAAACAAGAACUGCCAAAUGAAUUCAAGUUUCAAUACUUUUUAGGGGUUUUAAUUUUCAUGAAUGAAUGUUUUACAUCAGUGUUCAAAGCUAACUCGAUGAGCAUCAGGUGAAAUGAUUUUAUCCCUCCAAAACCAACAACACUUCCCUCCUCCUCUUCUUCCUCCUCCUCCUCCUCCUCUUCCUCUAGCUCAGCUGUGCUUUCGUUGUGCUUAUCAGCAAAUACUGCUGUGCAAAGUUGCUGAAGUAAGAUUUUAAACACGGUAAACACUGUAUUUCAUCAUAAUAUUGUGGGUAAUGCAAGCUGCUGAUGUAAGUAUUCAGCUCAACUGACUGCUGUACCUCCUUAAAGCCUCUGAGUACACUUUGCUGCUCAAAGAGAUUACAAAGAUAUACUCUCAAAAGCGCUGCCGUUAUUUUUUUUCUCUGUUUACAUUCAGGAAACUUUUCAGCUUCCACACUUUCAGAUCCAACCAAAGUCUUUACAAAUGCAGUUAAACACGGUAGGUUCAUUUUUCUUUUAUUAGAUCUAUUUGACAAGAGGUUCGUGCAUCAUGACAAGUGGACACCAGGACUACACCCUGAUGUGAUUCUGCUGAAACCUGAUCACAGUAGAUUGAGUUACUGCCACGCCCCGCUCAAAUAACCGGGUCCUGGAUUUCUCUGUGAAACGCCGCUCCGCUAAUUAUUGCAGAGAUCGAACCUGCGGUUGUUUUGAUAACUGAGCGGUCUCUGCUACCACUAAUCUGCCCUCCCUCCACACGCUCAAACACUGAAGGACAGGAAGGAUGUACAUUAAGGGCCAAAGUACUCAAAGUCGUAAAAAGUAAUGACAGCGUCUGCUGAUGCUGGCGAGCAGCUCCAGUCCAGCAGUGUGCCUACGCUCCAUUAUUUGAAGACGCUGUGUGAGUGGUCGUAUCUUUUUACAACAUUCCUAAUGGUUAUGGAUGAAAAUGAUGGCACACAUGAUGACGCCGCUCUUUCCACAGGGCAAUAAUGGCGGUCACAUGCCAUUUAGGGCAGGGGGGGAGAGGUUAGUAAUAGCAGGGAAAGGACGGAGAGAGCGGAGAGAGGCAGAAGGUGAGGGGUUGUAUUAAAGCGAUUACAGAUGAAGGGUUAGGGUGGUGGCCCCGAGAGCGAGGGAAGAAGAGCUGGCAGGGAGAUGAAUAGACGGUUGGUAGUGUAAAACGAGCAGAGAGGAAGGGUUAAGAUGGCAGGUUCAGCCCUGCUCUGCUCCCUCUGUCUCCCCAGGGGGUAGAUGAGAGAUGAGGAUGCCUGUCAUUCAGUGAAGGGGAGUAUAUUUAUCCAACCCUCCACCCCACUACGUCUCCACUGACUCCCACUGAAUACAUUUCUGACUGUUUGAGCUCCUUUCUCUCUUUCCUCCUUUAGAUGUACCAUUGACAUUUUUUUCUCCCCUCCCUCUUUUCUCUUUUUCACCCUUAUUUCUCUCUCUUUCUCUCUGUCUCUUUGUCUUUAAACUCCCAUUGUCACUGAUCCGCUAAUCUGCAAGUGUAAUGAAAUCAGUAUUAAUAUGGGUAAUUUUAAGGAAGUAACGUGCGUCAUAGUUGGCAAAGCUAUCAGGGAUCAUUAAUCAGCAAAUAAAAAAGUCACUAAUUUAGAAACCAAAGGAGUACAUUCAAUGAAUUCUUUGUAUUCUUCGGUUUUACAGCGCUUGUCCAUACAUGGAGGUAAAGCCUCAAACGGGCAGCAGUCUGGGUUUGAUUCCAGCCUGCAGCUCCUCUCCUGCAUAUCACUUUCCCCUCUUUCUCCCCGUUUCCAGACCACAAGUUAAAUACGGUGAUUCGAGUUAAACCAGGUCGAACAUAUAAAACUAAAUCUACUUUCUGACCAUGUUCACCACUCACAUAUUUUGUCAAAUUCCCAGAUGAACUGCUCUGAUUGUUUCAGGCUGAAAACCCUGUACUCGUUCUGUAUUUUGGCCUCCUUCCACACAGUUCAUACCCUGUUAGAGCUCUGUCUCUUUUGCCAGAUCUUGAUUUCUCUUUUUUUUCUUCUGACCCACAAACAAGGACAGGCGCUGACAGUGUCGCCAGCAGCUGUCAGGGUGAGACGGUGAGGAGAGAAGUGUUGUUGCGUGUUGAAGUCUGAACAGCAGGCUAGUAUCUCCACUCCAAUAACAAUUACAUCAAGUGGUGUGUUAAAUGAGGUGGCCCACGGUUCAGCGGCUGGGGCUAAUCACUGCAGUCUGCUCCCUGAAACACGGCCAUAAUGACGGGCAGAGGGGAGGAUUGGGUUGCAGAGAAAAAGCUUAAUUUAACCCAGGUGAAAACUGCACCGUUGCAGACCGAAUGGUGAUAAAAAAGAAAAUCUAGACUAUAAGAUCGUCAGAAAAGAGAUACACAUCUGUCUCAUGUCUACUAUUCUCUGGCGAGGUGUGGAGGCGAAGCAGCCGCCCGUCGUGUUCUCAUAGAGGUGGAAACCGGCCCGCGGUUAGGUGAUCUAUCAACAGAGGCUCUAUUCCUCCUUUACGGCCCUCUCUAUCAUCACAUCCAGGCAGUAAAUCCUUCCUCAAACUGACACGCAGCUGCUGACAUGUGGUUCCUAUCUGAUGAUUUCACAACUGGCCCAGACUCAGCCAAGGUGACGCUCCACUCGGCAAAGAAGGGGCUUGAUAGCUGAUCUGGGGUCAGCGGAGAAGUUCAGAGAGGAGAGGGGAUAUGUGUCAGGUGUUGAUAAAACAUCGAUUAUGGAUUCAAUGUGGAUGUGACUUUGUUGGAACAUUUCGACGUUGUGUUUCUGUAUGUGAGAGGGCUCGCUCUGCUUUAAUGCUAAUCAGCUGUUGGACAGCAGCUGGUGGUAUUUCUUUUGGCCUUCGUCCGCUCUGUCCAAGCAGCCUGCUUUGUCCCAGAGCAGACCUGCAGGUCUCUGUGGCCUUUAGCUCAGAAUAAUGUGGGCUGUGUGUGUCUGCAGAGUGGAGGGGUUUGUAUGUGUGCGUUUUUUCUUAACUUUUAUUUAUCCAGGAAGUGCAACACCCUCGCUAAGCCACUUUACCGCCUUCUAAACCCUACUGCAAAUGUUGCAUGCCGUUUGAGUCCAGAAAGAUUGAUCUAGUUCAGAUGUCGAUCACCAACUUGUUCUGAUGAUACAAUCACAGAAACUACGCAUGAGCGGUGCACAGAUCAUGGUUAGUUCCUCUCAUUUUGUACAAUGUGUGGGUGGGGUGGAAUUUCUUUCAAGGUGCUGAAAACAUAUUUUACUGAGAAUCAUAAAGUCCAGGAAAAACACACAUCUACGUUACUCUGGAUGAUCGAUGAAUCACUAUUGGAGCCGUUUAGAGUGAAAGAAAGUCAGAGAAGCGUAUCUGUUGAAUCAUUUUGUAAAUGCUAAAGAUACAAAACACUCUAAAACUGAUGAAAACUGCACACUUAAGGUGAUUGAAAGACUAACCUUUACAAAUACACAGAGCUGCAUGUUAACAGGCCGAAGCUUUACUGGCACUAAAACACUAGUCUGAUUAAAAAUGAUGUUUCCACUCUGGAGGAAGGAUUUUUUUUUACCAGCUUUAACUUUUCAGUGUUCCUUUUAUUUGGUUUCCUCAGAUUAGGUUCAGGUUCAGGUUAUUUUGUUAAUACCCGAAGGUAGAUUUGUUCUGCAGUGAAAUAAAGUGAUGAUGUCCAUUUAUACAAGUUACAGUACAAAUAUAAAAACAACCACAGAACAGAACACAUGAUAAAAGCACCGCAAGGCUCCCCAGUCAGGACACAAGAGAGGGAGAAAAACGCCAAUACAUAAAGAAAUGCAAAUAAACAACCCAAAUAAACAACCUCUGGAUACAGACCAAGGUUAAAAACAGGCUUAAAACCAACAUAAAUAAGCAAGUAAAUAAUAACUCAGCAGUUUGUGCUAAUCGUGCAAAAUUAUGUGCAAAAUCUCUACAACUUAGAGAUCUUAUCUUGGGUGAUUAAUAUUAUAUAAUGUACCUGUCUACCAGUGUUAUAGUUCAGCCCACAGUUUUAUCAUCCCAAAGGACACUAGUUAAAAUGUUUAAAAUAUUUAGUUCAGUCGCUGUUGAAUGGGUGAUGACAUGGAAUCAAAUGAACAACCCUCACUGUCACCAUCCUUAAAUGUUGAGCUCCUGCUGUCUCUUUCUCUCCAUACAGUUUGUUGAUGGGUGUGUCUGCAGGUGAUGAAUGGAUGUGAAUGUUUUGUAAUCUUGGAGUACCUGUAAAGUACAUUUAAAGUUCCACUCCGAUCUUUUUUUUUUACUAGUUACAAUGUUCUCACUGGUCUUUAAAUUGUGUUUUUACCAAAAAUCGCAUUACCUGUGUCGUUUUCAAGGACUUUUCUUCAUCAGAGCUUCAUCUGCUCAUUAGCAACUCGUCUCUGAGUCAUGGGGGGAGACAGCGCAGCUCUGUACACUUAACAUUAGUACAGCCUAACGUUGCCAGUGUAGUAGAAGCGGCAAGUAACACAGGAGGACACUAAUAUCUUUGGGGGCAUGAUGAAAGUAAAUAUCAUAAUUAGCUUUCUUACGAGCAUUGCAAUCCGCUAACACACACGCUUGUUCUGCGAUCAUCCUCUCUAUUUCUCCUCUAUGUGCAGAGUGUGGCGUGCAUAGCUCGGCUACGGGGGUGGAGCUUGGAUUGGUUACAUAUGAAAUCUCACUGCUUCUGAACCUGCCAUUUAGGUCUGCCAGAAAAUACUCAGAAAAGCAAUCUUGCACUUCUUUUUCUCAUGAUAUGUCCUGUAGCAUCAGAAUAAUGCCAUAUGAACAUAUAAAAAAACAAGAAAAAAAUGAUUUUCAUCGGAGUGGGUCUAUAAGCUCUGUGGCAGUGAGAAAGUGUAGCUGAAAAAGACAAGGCAUCUCUUCAGCCAGUGAACGCCUCGCACUGCGCAGAGUAUGUGAAGGAGUAACACGGCUCCUGCCGGCGCUGACACUGGAAUGCUACAGGCGUGUGAAUAAGAAAUACACUCUCUUAAGGUGGAGCAUAUGAAUCUGAGCCCUGGACUUACAAAGGCGGCGUGUUGUGAAUCCAAUCCGAGCCUCUCUUAAGGCGGUAUGUGAAGAUCUGAGCGAGCACGAUAGUUUGCAGGCUGAUGGACGAGUCUUUGACAGACGUUCUGUGUCAAGGGGAGGGGCGGAGGGGUGCGAUGGGGCCCUGUGAGGGCAGAUUGAGGGAACCAGGUGGUACGGCUCGGUGCUGGCAUGCGGGGCACUCCGAGGACGCUUCUAUGUUUAGCCCUUACAUGAUGUUACAUGUGCUGUUUUUACUGGGCCUGCAGCGGGAUGUUAGGACAGAGCUGUGCCUCGCGGGUAGAUCUCCUCCUGCAGCCUUUUAUAUUGGACUCUUCAGACCUCUUUUAUUGGCUCUAUGAUCUAUGUUUCCAUUCACUGCUCAUGUAUUACACAUAUUGUAAUCCUACAAAGUAACAGACAAAAAUCUAAGUUCAACAAAGUUAAACUCAGACUUCUCAUGCAUUUUCCUGAAUCAGUCUUUUGACCUGAAAUGUUGAGUUCAGUUCCCUCCUCAGAGAUCAGUGAAAUCAUCAAAAAGCAGCUUACUAACAGACUUCUGAGCGUGCUUCGUGGUUUAAUACGCUGAGUCUUUAAUACACGUUAAGCUUAGUCUUGGUUAUUUCCUCUGAUGGUAAUAAAAACAAUGUGAAACACAUUGAAGGUUAGUAUCCACCUAAGACCCUUACCCCAUAAAAAGCUGUAAUUAAACAAAGUUACAGAGCGGGCUGCAGCCUUAUGUAAUGUCACCAGCUCUGUCGUAAAGUGGCAGCAGAGUCAGUCAUAAUUUUUUAUGUUUUAAAUUAGAAACCGACUUAUCAAACUGAGAGCGCAGAUGGAGAGCAAACCAAAAGUGACUUUUGUGAAUCUGACAGAGGCAUUUUUCCCCGAUUCAGAGGAUUCAACUGAGUCAGCUUUGGUUUCAAAGUUAAUGAGGCAGAUUGAUUUACGAACAUGUAAUUUUAUCCAAUCCAAUUUGAAUUUGUUUUGGAGUGUGACUGGUUUAGUGCUUCCUCCUUACGGAUUUAUUUUAUUUUUAUGGCAAUUUUCUGCAGCGUUUUUGUGGCUGAUCCCAUAUUUUUAUUGUUUCCUGACUGAUCUCUCAGACCUCUCCUCAGGGGUAUCACAACACAGCAAAGGCUUCAUACAAACAGAGAUUAAUCUAACAUUUUAUCUGAUCUUAUCUUAUAACAAUGUUUCCUCAACAUUACAAUGUGAACAAACUGCUUUUUAGACCAAUACCGUCCUUUUAACCAUGACAAAAACAUGUUUAAAAUGUUGGUUUCAUCUUUUUUUGAGUCGGAGAUCGCUGCUAAAUAUUUGAUAUUUACAUUUUAACAUCCCUGAACAUAUUACAACUUAUUUUUAUUAUUCUUGCACAGAGCACAGUGAGUGAGGAUGCUAUGGAAAUGAGGAAUAAAAAAUAAGUACCAACAAAGUCUGUUUUUCCUUAGAUCUCUUGUGAUUCACCGUUUAAAAAAGAGCUCCAACUACUCACACAACAAGUGUUUUUGCAGGAGAUUCUUGAGGGACCACCGUGACAUGUUGGUCACAGCGACCUCUGCAAUUAUAGAGAAAUUAUAGAGGUAAAAGUAGAGAAAAGCUGACAUGUUGUUUAAGCAGACUUUCUCUAAUUUUUCACCAUGAGAUGCUGUUUUUCUGGACGUUGUGCUACAGGAUUAGUCUGAAAAUGCCCACAGCUGCCUGUCUUGAACACAUGACCCUUGCCUGAUAUGGCAUAUUAGCCUGUUGAGAGACUCCCCUCUGGUCUGAUCGCCUGCCGUGUGUGGCUCUGGGUUUCCUUUUUUUUCCAUUAGGAUACAUGAAAAGCAUUUCUCACAUCUGGAAGUUUUUGCUCUUUCAUGUCUGCUUUGUUUGGUUCUCUUUUUAAGUCUGGUACUGCAUUGGGAGCCGUUAACCUAAUGGGACCCAUUGAGACUAAGUAUGUGAUAUUGUGCCAUACAAAUAAACUGUCUCAUAACUGAGGACGCCCACACACACACACACACACACACACACAAACAAGCACACUCACAGACCUCCUUGCUGGGAUACAGGACCUAAGGGAGGUUUAAAUCAAGGAUGUGCUCGCUCCCACUCCCUUCCUCCACAUCCCUCAAAUUUUCUCAAACCAUUUUGGCUUCUUCUUUCAUUUCUCUCACUAGUCAAUCACUCUCUGCCACUUUCUACCCCUCUCCCUCGUUCUCUGUUUUAAACCUUGAACAUAAUCCUCUCUCAUCCCUUCUUCUCUCCCGCCUCUCUUCUCAGAACACAACAAAUUUUUUCCAAGUCUGAGUUUUUGGCGUUUCACCAUCUCCCCACUGAACGCCUAUUACUGCACCACGUCAGCUCCACCACACUUUGAUGUGUGUGAGACCUCACUGGUGGAUAAGUGCUGGUGUUCUUGAGUGUGUGUGUGUGCAUGUGCUUAUGUGUGUGUGUGUGUGACAGUUUUGGGGCGAAUGAUUGAGUCCAGACGUUGCGGGUUCCUCUCCUCACCGCCAAACCCCCUCCUCCCAUGGUUGUGGGUUCAGAGUGUGUUGGGGUUGGGGGUAGGCGGGGCUGUGGGCUCCCUGGAGUGCAGUAAAGUGAUAGGGCAGCACAGGGGGCUCGGAUCAACCUGGGGAGAAGGGUCAGGGGUUGGGGUCUCGGUCCUGCAGAGAGAGGAUCAGGGUUGUGUUUGUGGAGCAGCUUCAGGUGGAAACUCAGGAUUUUUGUAUUUCAGACGCCCGUCUAAAUCUAUUCUUUGUGUUUACUGCUGCCUUCAUGGCCUCAUUGUUGCAUCAAUUUCCUGUCCUGUUCACUGAUAAACUCAUUGAGUACAUGUUUGGCUGUCUUCUGGGUCAGAAUGGCGGAUCAGUAGGGGCCCGAUGAUCUCUGGGGCAGAUUGUCAAACACCUCACACCACGAAGAAAUCGGACCAGAUAAUCUUUAGAAACAUCUAAAAAUCAGGCCUUUCCUGACUUUGGUCAAACCGAAACAAAAUCCACUUGGAGCGUGUUUCCUGCUUUAGUGUAUUUGCUCACACUCAGGUGCAGAUGAGACUUAAUUUGAAAAACUAAAAGCACCUGAUGUUUGCACACUGGCUCAUUUGCAUAGCCUAAAGGUAGAAAGGUGUAAUACGUCUGGUUAAACUGGAUCACUAAAGGCAAUAUUUCUCACAAUUUGUUGAAGUGUUGGAAUUUCUACAGCUUUCAACGACUUCUUCCAAAUUAGUUAUAAACAAGCCAUGGUGUAAAAAUGGGACACAAAUCUCAGCAGCGAUAAACUCCAAAGAUAUGAUAUAAAUGAGCAAAAAGAGGGUGGAGAUAACCCUCAGCACAAAGAAGAGCUCAAAGUCAACAAGAAGAAAAUACAGGAUUGAAUGAAGCUUGAAGCAUUUCAUGGGAAAUUGAGUUUUUCAAAGAGACUUCUUAAACUUCACCCUCCGUCCCUCAGCAGCUCCUAAGAUAGACGACAACGGGGUCACUCUGUCACCUGGACUCAGACACUGACCAAACACUGGCUCUGGGGCUGAAUAAUGGGCUGUCACUAACCCCUGACCUCAGCUCAGAGUCUAAGGUGUCAGAUCAAUAUCAGCCGAGCACGCUGAGCUGCUCUUCUGCAGGGGAAGGCAUCCUGGGAUACCUUCAACUGCUCGCUCUGACUGUGCUCUACAAGGACAUCACUCUUAAAGUAGUUUGAUUUGAAACAGUAAAAGUUCAAACGUUUCAGUUUCUCAAGAUUUAUUGACAUGGAUGUGCGCACAGUAACGGCGCGUGUGCCAAUCACUGCUGCUCAGCCUUAAGCAACGCUGAGUCAUCAGAAAUUAUAACCAGGCUCUGCCAUUGGAAAGUGUUCAUGUCAGAGUUUCACAAAGUGAUGAGCUACAAAAUCCUUUUUUACAACCCUGAUCCCCCCAAAAAGCUCAUACACUAGUGAGAUGUUGUUAGAAACAGAUUUUGUCUCUAUGUUUGUUGAAAGGAGGUGCAAAUGCCACAAUUUAAAUAGUAAAACAAAAAGUAUAUGCUCAUUUUAAAUAUGGUGCUCAGAAGUAAAGUAUAGUCCUGGUGCUAAACAGACCUGCCUACAGUCCCAACUUGACAGCAGUUUGGUUGACACCUACCCACUCACCUGUUUCUGACAUUAAAAGUUACAAUAUUAAAUUCAUCCAUUUUGACGCUGAUGGUCUUUUGGUGCUAUUGAUGAUCUUAUAAUGGGCCAUUUAAGGAAGAGUCAACAUGUCUCUGUACCAUUGGCAUCAAAUUUGACAUGAGAAAAUAUUUUUCAUAAAAUAAUAAAUUUUCCAGUUUUCCUAUUUAAAAUGUUGUCUUUACACUAUUUUGUUUUUAAAAUCAAAUAUAGUGUUUAAAUUCUGCUUUUAAAAUCUUUUACACAUCAUCCUAAAUUUUGGGAAUUUGGGUUGCAAAGGGGAGUUAGUAUAGAUAUCACACAUGAAAACUUAGUAGUGAUACAUCUUUAUCUUGAUUAAAAAAUCAGUGUAUUAACUUGGCUGUGCAGUUAUAGUUUGCACUGUUUUAAUACAAAAGUAUCCCCCCUGCUAAUGUCAACACUCACUGACGAAUGAAGCAUGGGUAUCCUAUACUUGUUAAAAACUGCAGAGCUUUUACUUUUACAGUUAGUUUAUAGAACGACAUGCAUAAUCCAUCAUUUGGAUUUAAGUCACAUCUGAUUCAAACUGUAGUAUCAGGAAUUAUUGUAGCAUAGGUUUUAUCAUUUUAAACUUCCCAGCUGCUUAAUUUAUGUACAUAAGACCCAAAUUUGCAAAAUGAAAUUCCUUUGUGAACGUGGGUUUCCAGUGUUUUUAUGUUUUAAUAAUAAUGUUCGUGCAGUAUGCCAUACGAUUAUAACAAGAGGUGCUAAAAUAGAUCCAGAACAUCUGAAGCUUUGAGGAUUGUUACUGACUGACGGGAUGCAUUCUAGUGUGGUUUUUCUAUCAGGUUCUGCUUCAGACCUCCUGCAGUUAUAUGUGGCAUUAAAGCUGCCAGAGGAGGUUAGGGUGUGUGUGUGUGUGUGUGUGUGUGUGUGUGUGUGUGUGUGUGUGUGUGUGUGUGUGUGUGUGUGUGUGCGUGUUUGUGUAUGUGUGCAGGUAUGAAUGCUAUGUGUUGGUUGAAAGCAUCGAUUCAGUGGUCACAGAAAAUUUUAUUGUUGUAAGUUGUCGUCAUGGUAACCUGAACAACCAUGUUCUACACUUCAGGGGUUUAUGACUAAGUCUGUCGGCCCCAUGGGGUGUAACACUGACUGAAUGACAGAGUCCUGCUGUGUGUGUGUGUGUGUGUGUGUGUGUGUGUGUGUGUAUGUGUGUGUUGACUGACACUAACCCCAUACUGCUGUUGCUGCUUUGACCUCCCUGACUCCAGAAUAGCGUUGUCAGUAAUUAACCUGCUCUGUCCAUGACAGACAGAGAGGACCAGAACCACAAAUAUUCAUCUUGAAGGAACACACCACUCAACCUUUCAGUCUUUUGCCUGUGCAAACAUACAUGAAAAAUCCAAAGUUGACAUCGUUUUUUGUUUUUUUUAAAAUAGAUUCUCCCAACUGACAGAAAAUCUUUAACUUAUUGCAAUUAAUGAAAAAGCAGAUCAGUGUGAAAAAUUAUGAUGUGAACGCCAUUAUUAAAUCAGAAGUUUCAAAUUUUAAAAUAUGUGUCGAUAAGUAAGUGUCAAAAUGAAAAAAAAAAACUUUCACAAAACCCAGAUUUUGUGGUUUAUAUAGAGAACACAACUUGCCUUAUAUGAGAAUAAAUGAUAACACACUGUAAAGUAAAAAAAAACUCUUCCAAAAGAUUUACAUUAUUAUAGUGUACAACUAAAAAAACACAUAACAAGAAGUAAGAAAAGAUAAGUUAUAACUAAAAAAUAGUAGUACAAAAAUACCACACUAAUGACAAAACUUUAGAUUAACCUUUAAAAUGAUAACAACAGCAAUAACAAUAAUAAUAAUAAUAACUACCUUUAUUUAAAGGUACAGUGAGGAGUUUUCAUACUCUGUUGAUUCUAGUGACCCCUUUUGGAAACCUUCAGUGAUUUUCUUUGAUGAUUGCGUUUCCCAUGAGCACCAUCACCUUCGGUGGCAAAGCUGUGGCUCAUGCCAGAGCAUCUAUUUGUUAUGGAAGCAAAUGAAUUAAAUAUAAUCCUUCUUAUCUCUGUUGGAGACAGUCGUGUACAGGAUUCAGAGUGAUGAAAUAAUGCUAAAUUAUUAACUGUAACUGCAGUGACUAAGCUUUGUAAACUCUGUUAUUGUUAGUUAGCUAUGCAGAGGUGACCACGUGUCCUUUAGUGCUCUCUUAGAUCUAAAGUCUGCAGCAGUAAACCUGAUGAUCUGAGGUCAUCUGCUUUAAGAUGUCUUCAGAGUGAUUUUGGACGGGUCUUGGAUACUUUCUAAGGGGGAAAGAGAAUACUUAACGCCAAAGAAGCUGGCUUAUUCCAGGAGAAGAAGAUGUAAUAAAAGACUGUGGUUGCAUCAUGGGAAAUGUAGGUUCCAGCUUCUCUGUAGCUUGACCCUCCACUUGGGAACAAAAAUCAGGAUGUCUCAGUCUUUUCUGCUCUAGUUUUGGCUGUCUUUUUAAAUAUGACUCUUGUGACUAUUUCUGGAUCACUAUAUUUAAAAUAUUCAAAUUAAAUUACAAAGCUGUUUCCAGGAAACUUCCUAACACUGUUAGCACAAAUUAAAGUUAAAAAAAAUGAUAUGAGAAAGCUGAUUGUGUUGUUUUUAAUAUUUCAGAGGACCUGAACUCCCUGUGCUCUGGCACAAAGACAACAAGACCUUAAUUAGCAAGCAGACAGAGAUUAGAAUAUACAUGAAGCUUUACGUAACACCUCUUCUUUGUGUGAGUGUGAGUGUGUGCGUGUCAGCCUGGCACACAGCAGGGCUGCAGCUGCAUCCAAGUACAAGUGAGUGAUUGGCACAGUCAGGACCACCAUCAGGCCCCGUAAACAGACGGUCGGCUGACGCUCCUCCCGCCUCAGCUUCCUCUCUUUAGCCUCCGCUUUACUGUUUAAGGAUUCGAGGUGCUUCCCACAAACAGAAAUGUGUUUUCAAUCUGAGGCCAAUUAUUCACCUCCUCUGCUUUUGUUCCCAACAGAAAAGAAAAAACACCGAAACACUGAACUGUCUUGACUUAACAGGCUCUAUUUUCUCAUCACUAAGCUGUCAACGCCCCAAGCCCCCCUGGCAAACACAUUAUUACUUAAAUGCAUUGUGUGCGUGCAUGUCUGUGUGUGUGUGUGUGUUUUUGUGAGUCCAUGGACAGAUGUGUGUAUAUAAUUAGCCAAAAAAGUAAUAAUGGCUUUAACUUCCCAACGGCGAAAAGCUCUGACUGAUUGGACAGGUGGAGGGAGGGGGAUCGAGACCUCCCAACCCCGAGGGCAGCAGCACGGACAGACCCCAUCUGGUGACAUCACGUCACAUGACCACAGACUCAUUAGACUCCUUUUGGCCCCUCAAAUAGCUCCCCCUGGAGGCUGUAAAGAGGAACUGCAGCUUUUGAAGGUGUGGUUUGUGUAGGAGUAAAUUGAGGGACUUGAAGUAGAGCAGCCAGCCCUGUGGUCUGUGUGUGUGUGUGUGUGUGUGUGUGUGUGUGUGUGUGUGUGUGUGUGUGUGUGUGUGUGUGUGUGUGUGUGUGUGCGUGUUGAGAUAAGAGUUUCAUGUGUUCCGCGCUCUAAAAGCAUCUCCUCUUUGCGUUCUUUGUGGAUCUCUCUGGGAAGCUGCCCCUCGCCUGACCCAACCGUGUUCAUGAAGAAAACAACAGGGGGGCUUUAUCCUCCUCUCCUCCUUCCCACUUCUUUCUUACUCCCUCUGAAUUCUUCUCCCUCCAUCUUUUUCUGCUCCUCUUCUUUACUUUUCUGCAACUUUUGUCUUUCUCAGCCUAUUUAUCCUUCCGCUCCUUCUCCUCGUUAUCUUUAACUCUUUUCUACUCCUUCUUUGUUCUCUCUGUCGCCACCAUUUUAAUCUUUGUAUACACUAAAAGAUCUUGUUGUAUCUACCCAAAAUGUUUGGGAUGACAAAACACUGAAAAAGUUGCAAAUACUGCCCCUCCCUCCCUCCAGAGAUGGGAAUAAUUCUACCGCUUUGCGAAAGAUUGCGUGAGAACAUAAAUGAACAAUUUCAAAGUAAUGUCCCUCUCAAAAAUUCACAGAAUUUGGGGAUUUUUUCUUCUGCACCACAUCAUUAGAAGAUUUGGACAAUCCACAUAAAUCUCUGUAACUAAAGGGAUGACAGACAAAUACUGGAUAUGUGGCCCUCAGGCAGCACUUCACUAAAAAUUCAGACAUAACUCUGUAGUGGAUGUCACUACAUGGUCUCAAAACCACUCCCAGAACCCCCUGACUUUUAACAUGUUAACCUGUUGCUGGGGUUAAACAUAAAAAGGGUGCAUGUUUUCAGAAGACAAUCACAUCUAUUAGUUAAAAAUAGUCUUUGAUAAUGUGCAAACUGUCAAAAUCAGAUUUUAUGAACUUUUUUAUCAGUGUCACAACUUUAUCUUUGUCUCCUUGUUGGUCUUCAUCACUUCUAUUAACUUUUCCUGAAUCAAUGUUUCUGUUUUUACCUCUUUCUCUCAUGUUUCUUAUUCUUUUUCUUGUAGCUUUCAUUUUCAAUCCUCUCUUUUCACCCUCUUUGCCAUUUCUCACAACAAAAUAACCACAAAAGUAGUUCCGUCUUUGCGCACCACAAUGUUAAAAUCACUUUGAAAGUGUUUGAAGAACCUUAAAAACAGCAUCUAGAAAGUGAGAAUUGAAAACAGAGUGGACAGGCCAAUGAUUUGCAAAUAGUUCUUUUCCUGGUAAGAGCUUUGUAAAAGUUUUAAUGCACUUGUUAGUGCACCGAACAGUAGGAAAAUGUCAGCAGGAGCUGUAAUGGGCACUUCAACACUGGCUGCUUGUUCUGCACGCUUUCUUUCACCUUUUCUUGUAAAGGUCUGUUUUCUACCUGAAUUGGUCACUUCACUCCUCUUUUCUUCACCUCCCUCAUGUAUUCCACUCUUCUAGUUGUAUUAUCAACAUAUUAUUUUCCUCUCGUUCUGUGUAAACAGUGCCAUGCCUCACCUCUGCCAGGCCGCAGAGUCACAAUAAUGCACCAGAAGGGGAUAAAGAAAGCAAACAAGUGGGGGAGCUCACUGAAAAGAGGGAUUAUCCAGAGAUGUGUGCUUUGUUAAGAGCUCCGGUUACUGAUUCAUUGAUAAGCCCCUCCAACUGGCCGUGAGUAAUUCAGCCAAUCAGAGCUCAUCAGUCCCCAAGGCUCAUGGAUCCAGGAUUUGGGUGCUUUUAUUUUGUUAAUGGCUCAUUAUGACACAUUUGUAACUGACACUGAACUGAUGAACCGCGCUGAUGUUUCUGUUUGGUGCUCUCAAACUCACGACCCCUCAAUCAGAGUCAAACACAUCCUGCUGUUAAGGAAAAUGCCAGAAAGAAAACACAACUGUUGAAAUCGCUCCGAUUAGCCCUGCAAAAGCUUAAUGGCUCACUAAAUAGCCUCUAACGACAAAGCCAUUUAGAAAAACAGAUGAAUAAAUCUUGUUUGUAAUGAACAUGAAUUGACCCUGGAAGCAGCAGAGGAUUGUGAAUUGUGCCGCUGAGGGUUUAUGGCUCACUUUCUCACACUCAGGGUGAGGAGGGCAGGGAUUAAAAGGAGAAAGUCUGUGGUCCAAAAGAAAAAAAAAAAAGCAGACACAAAUUUGGAAUGUCAUCUUUUUUUUUUUUACCACAUCUUGAGUCAAGCUACGUGCUUAGGGUUGCUUGUCUUAUCGAUAUUUCAUUCCUGCCAUUCAAAACCCUCCAGAUAGGCCCAUCUGGUGAACAUCUGGACCAUCUUUUGGCUGUUCUCACUGCACAUUUUACGGUCUUUUGUUUUAACGGUCCUAAUUUAAGAUUUUCUUUUUGGUAAUAUGGUCUUUCCUGCAUAUGUUUGGCCUCAUUCGACCCCUUGCAGAGCUAAAAGUUAUUGCCAUUUAUUGUAAUGUGAUCAAAAAUAUGAAGAAAAACAACCUACUCUAAAGGAAAAAAUGAGACACAGAUCAAUACUUAACAUCUGCAGGCGGAGAUGCAUGGGGUUUGUGGUUGUGUCAUAAAGAUCAACAAUGCAGCUACAUGCAAAUAUAAAUUUUACUAUCUUGAUCACAGAUGUAUUGCGUGUUUAAAGUGGUGAAGCAGUAAAUAACAGGAAAAAUAUUGUGAAUCUUGCAGAGGCUCAAUGGAACCAGUGCAUCAUCGAAAACUUAAAAGACGUAUUCCCCAGUUAAUCCUGAUUUUUAUCCAACAAUGUGGGUGAAAAAGAACGAAACUCAUAUUUCACACGUUCUUUUCCACUAUUGUUCUAAUUAAAAUGAAUAUAAAAACAAAGAAACUAUCCAGAGAGUCUCAUGUCCAUCCAAGUUUCCUUUGGCUCCACGAUUUAUUGUUAAAAAAUAGUUCUUCAUUUCUGGUGCUUGAUUAAUUCCUCUCUGUUCUGUAGCCUGACCUGAUUUUCAUUUUUUUUCACUACUCUCUCAUCUUCUGUUUGUCUCAUUCCUAUUGUCUCAUCUAAUUCAGUGGUAUUCAGCCAUGAAAAGACUUUUAAUUUAUUUGCACAAUGUCUGAGAUAUAAAUCUUUGGAGGUGAAUGGACUGAUAAAUUAAGUUGAAAUCCGAAGGCAACAAGUUUCCAUUCACAGAGGAAAAGCAGGCCCACUUGUGGAUAACUCCCUCAUCUGACUGCCAACAGUUUUGGCAGGAGGAAUACAUCCACUGACUAAAGCAGCAACAUGAUUUUAAAAAUUCCAAGUAGAUUUACUGAACAAAAUGUCUUGCCAGACGCCAAAAUGGCUACUGACAUACGGUUUUAAUGUUCUGCACUGAAGCGUUGAAUGGUGAGUAAUGUACAGAUUUGUACAGAGGUGAAAAAAGUGGAAACUAAUUUUAAGGUGUUGACGCCAAAAAUGCUUUACAAUGUACGUUUUUUUAAAUACUUGAAACUUGGUACUGUAUUUCUCGUAUCAGUAUAAACUGUUUUAUUGGGGUGUUUUAAAGAUACAGCAUCUACCAGGGCCAGCUUGCUAGAAAUGGAACAUAAUGGAUAACUUUGCUCGUUGUCAGCUGACAGCUUAGCCAAUUCUCUCUUGCCUUUAAUGAGCAAAUAUCACAGAGGGUGUACAGUUUGAAGUGCUUUAGCCCGGUAACUCUAGCUUCUUCCCUCACAGCUCCUUCUUUUGUUUUUGCUUUGUCCGACUUUAUCAGCAUCUAAUGUUUUCUCACUGAUGCUGCCGUGUUCUGCCCCUCCUGGGGUCUUUGCUGUUCCUCUCCCUGCCUCAAAGCCAUUCUACUAAAUACAACUAUUUAAGUGCGAUUAAUUAACUUAUUUUUCCUCACACCAUCGUGGAUGUACAUGCAAAUAUCUAGGUCUGUGUUGCUUUUACUAACUCCCCGCCUUCCCCUCCCCUCACAAAGCCAUCAGUUAAAACUCUUCAAAAUCCUGUCUAUACAUAGCGUUUCCUCCGGGUUUUGCUCUGAUUGACAGCUGCUGACACUUGUGCGACUGAGGCUAACAUUAAGAGCUUUGUAAAGACAUGAGAGGACAAAGCAGCCUGUCCCACAGUGCUUCCAGGCUGAGGACAUGAUACCAUGGUGCCGGUUGACCCCUGGUAGUCAUAAUAUCAGCCAGAAGCUCUGCGGCUCAGGCUAAAGGAAGCCAUGCUGUGCUCGCCUGGAGCCAAAAUGCACGGCUGGGGCUAAAGGGUCGAAAAAAAUAGUCGAAGAGUAAACAAGAGCUAAGGUUUCACAAUUCCAACCUCAAUAAUUAAAGAGAAGAGAUUCAAACUUUCUGGCUAUGAUGUGAAACAUCAACACUCUAUUAUUCACAGCUGUCUCUUAAAAGUGGACAAAUUUUCAACAAAAUGAUUCUGAGUCAGCCCAACUUUUACAAGUUAAGUUGUAGAGACUUCUCCUGAACUUGGUCUGGCUACCGGCCUUGACAUCAAGUCUUUGCUAGUAUCUAGACAAGCCAGAAGUUAGUUUGAGUCUGUGUUUCUAACAAGUUGAAUGCCCAUGUAAGGCUUCAAAAUACCUCCUCGGAAACAGAUGGUUGACAUUACCGAGAUUCUAUCCAUGUUUUCUACAAGACCUGUCCUCACAUGUUAGUUGUUAGCUAGCUACCAGCUAAAAGCAAGGCUAACGCUAAAGCUAGAGCUAACUGGAUUUAUCCAAUUUAAGUUCGUGGCGGUCCAAACUUCAUCACAUGAACACAACCAUUCACUCAUUUGCUGUGCUGCAAACCCAGUAGGACUGCCACUAAUCCUGCAGCACAUUUACAAUCCGUGUAACAACAACCUGAUACCCCCAGACGGCUGCGGCAAGCACACACCUCCUUUUAUGCUAAACAUGCCUCCUGAAGCCCCAACAUGGAGCAGCAACAGCUGGAACACAACACCCCCCUACCUCCCUCUUUGUCUCACCUGGCCUCAGAUCAGCUGACUUGUUCUCCCGUUUCCUCUGAGCGUAUCAAGAGUAAUAUCUGAUCUAGUGAAAGAAACUUCUCAAUAGGAACCCCCCCAUGAGGCUCCGGUGACUUCACCCAUAUCGAAUCGUCAGUCCGCUGCAUGCUCCAACACGGUCCUUGUCCUGUCUCCCCUGACAGCCCUGCCUGUGUCAAUGAACAGAGGUGGGGUAUUGAAGACAUCCGCAGUAUGUCAGUGAUACUGAACCGCAGGCCAUUAGCAGCUACAGAGACAUAAGCAGCCAGCUGUCCAGGCCUAAUCUGUCUCUGCUAAAAGCCUCACAAACACAACCCUACAGAGCGCCUGUGGGAAUAUGUGUUUCCAAUCACCCUCCUAAGGAAUGAAUACCUGACAUAUCUCACCACUGCCCUUUUAUUUUACCCCCAUUUUACUCCUGUCCACUUAGUUUACUGUAAACACAAGGGGAAGGUCUGAGGGCUGUUUCAAGGCUGAGCUUGAGAACAGGCCUCAUUUUCCCAGACUCGCAGAUUCCACGAGGGGCUCCUACAUCAAGCUGUCAUAUUAAACUAAUGAAAAUCUCAUUCUACGCAGGGAUCCUCUUCAAGCUGCUAAAGGCACAUGCUAACCGGGGGGAUUAGCCAUGCAACGCUGAGGGACUUUAAUUUCAGCGCCGGCAUAAGUCAUCGCUGCUGAGCGCUAACAUUGAUAUAUGGCUUAGGACCGACUAGUGCGUUGUAAGAGGUUUCCGCCGGGGCCGGUGUGUUGCAGGGGGAUUGGGUUGAGUCUCAAAAGAGGCUGGGAAGAUUGAGACUGGCAUGAUGAGAUCCUGUAAACAAAACCCCAGAAGUUGUAGCGCCGGAUGAGUCUUUUACUGCUGCAAUUUGGCCUCGCUUUAAGCAGCCAAAGAAUCAUCUCUUGUCAUCAGGUGUUGAAGUACUCCUAACUCUUAUGAGAAUGCUUCAUCAAACAGCCUGAUGGAGAGAGCGUCCCUGAACAAAUCAUUGAGAUACUAUCUUCCUACUUACACAGCUGCUACCAAUAUACACUUUAAGAAGCAGUGCUUGAGGGGAUCAGGAUGUGAAAUGUGUUGAAGACAAAGAGCAGGUUCUUGCAAAGACAACAUAAAUUCUCCGCACAUUUGCAUCGUGUAAAGACAGGUCAAGCUCCUCUACGUAGGAUGUACUUUGGGAAUCAUAACUCUACCAGAUUCAUAAUUCUGUCGUUUUAAUAAGAUUUUGGAGCUCAGUUCAAAGUUUCAGCUACAUAAGUCUUGCGCUAUUAAAGAAUGACUUGUCAGAGUUUUCUACAGGAUAGAAAUUAUCCUUGCAAGUAAAAUAUACAACUGGUCUAUGCAACGCACUCCAGAUCAGUGAUUUGUGAAUAAGGGAUGUUCAAAAGGAACGCAUUUUCCACUUUUUUUUUUAACUGUAUAACUGAAUACUCAAACCACCGUCUUCUCUCUCUUUCAGGUUUUACCGUGGUGAUUAUCACAUCGACGUGUGCAUCAACGACUACCUUGACGUCUACUGCCCACACUACAUCGGUCCGGUGUCUGAUGAGCGGGCCGAGCGUUACGUCCUCUAUAUGGUGAACUACGACGGCUACAGCUCCUGUGACCACACGGCUAAAGGCUUCAAACGCUGGGAGUGUAACAGACCUCUGUCACCGAACGGACCGCUAAAGUUCUCCGAGAAAUUCCAGCUCUUCACACCCUUCUCCUUAGGCUUUGAGUUUCGUCCUGGCAGAGAGUAUUACUACAUCUGUGAGUAUAGACUAACCUUUGUUACAUGACGUUAUUAUGUGGUGAUAUAGUUUAAAAUAUGUGACACUAGUGAGCCUUUUAAAGUUUAUUUACAUUUUUAUUUUAUUUUAUUUUUUUAUUAAAAAGGCAAAAAAAAUUACAAUUGCUUCAAUAUUUUAUCAGUUUUACACCAUUUUAUUCUGGUAAAUCAUUCUUAGCUGCUAUGUUUGAAUAUUUAUGUUCGACAACUUUGGCAUUUAAGGUUGAAUAAGAUGAAGUGUUCUUGUUUCCAAUAUAAGAGAACCAAGCGGCAUUAUUUUGGUGUCAUUUCUGAGAGUAAGGUUUAAUAUCAGCUCUGGCUCAAAAAGAUUUACGAUGAUGUUGAACUUCAACUUGUACUUUUAUCUAUAGAUCGAUAUCAAUUUCAACUUGAAUCUUGCAAACAGUCAGCAGCAGGGGUAUGGGUUUUUGUUUUUGAAGUCCUUGGAAUGAAGGCCAAACCAAAAUACGAGCCAGAGGGAGAGAAAUAACUCUGCUGUUGAGGUCUGGUCUGGAGUUUCUUUUGUUGCUGCCUGGCUGAGCUCAGCUUUCUCCUCCUCGUGAGAAGACGCUGGAAAACAAACAGCUGGGAAGUCAUGUUUUCAUAAGCAAAGUCAGAGCCCUGCAGGGGCAGAAGUGAAGGACUAAAUGAGAUUCAUUGCACUGCAUGGUAGAUAUUUGGUAUUAAGCUAGCAGUCAAAAGAACUUCAUAUUAAACAGGAACUUGUGCUCAGAAAAGUGCAGAGUCAGGUAAAGCAGAAUACAAUCUUGCCACAAAGUGCAUAAUAAAGGUAUCAAAUCUAAGCAGUCUUAAUAGUGGGAAGGGGAAGUCUUCAGAAAGCUUUUUCUGCAUUCAGCUUUUCAGUCCCGCCUUGAAAAUACAGGGCGGGUGUAUGAGAAACCUGCACAAAACUUGAAGUAAUUUCACAGAAACACUUCUCCUCAUCCAGCGAAUCUCAGGUAUUCUUUUUCUUGAUAUCCAAAAGACAAUUUAAGAGUUUUUUCCCCCCAAAAAACUGUCUUUUGUUUAGGCUUUAAAGGAGGAAACACUCAAAGAUAAUGAAGAUAAUAAGGCUGAUUUUGGUCCCCCAGAUUCAUGUGAUUAUUUCAGAUUAUCUUGUCACAUUUUCCUGCGAUGUGAGGUCUGUUUAGAGUGAUUUCACCUUGGAUCGAACACAUUUAAUGCCUACAAUCAGUUAUAUUGUUGUGUGGGAGGACCCAGCAUGUGAUCUGUGGAUUUUCACUGAUGAUAAAAUAGCCACCUCAUUGAAGAAGGUGCAGAUAUGGUUGCUUCUUGCUCCAAAAAACUUCAUCACAGGCUAAGAUGUCAUCCUACAACACCAACAGAGGUACCAUCACCAUGCCCACUCAUAGUACACACACAGUCUAUAGCAUUAACCCUGUUAUUUAUAUGAUUUCCUUGUUAGUACUCUGGACACCUCUUGCAUCCUUAAACCCUCAGUGACCUCCUAUAGAAAUUAAAUUUGAGUGCAGUGGAAAUUUAAGACCGCAAGGAUCAUUUUGUAUAAUUAAGUGGUUUGGUUGAUGAUAGACUUUCAGUCACUGGAGGAUUUGUUUUCCUCAAACCUUGCCUCAGUGAUCUUGGACGGAGCUCCAAGCGAGCAUCUGUGAUCACAUCAUCACCGAGAUGUUCCUCUUGAGAGUCGAAAACAUAUUUGCUAAAGGGUUUUAUUGUGAUGUACGACCCUUCACUACGUGUUUCUGUUGGAUUUCCAUGACAAUUGGCGAGUCUGUUUGACUCUGUUGCUUUAAAUGAGAUUGUGUUUAGAUCGGGGAAGCAGGGGUGUUUUGUCAGCCACGCCAGAGAACUGCUGAUGUUUUUGGAUUUCCCUGGAUGCUGAUAAGAAAAAUUGUUGGUUGCCUAAUUCUGUCUCAUUGCUCCAGUUGGCUCAGGUUGAUGCGGCUGAGCGAAGAUAAUGUUCAUAUGGACUUCUGAUGAUGAUUGAUGGUCUGUAGACGGAGAGAAAGAGAGAGAGAUGGUCCAUAUGGCCUUGAACAGUUUAAGGCCAUAUGGACAAGCUCUUUCUGACUCAGGUUCGUGACUCAGCUAUCCGACCCUUGCUCUCUGAAACCCUUUUUUUCCCCCUGAGAACAGAAGAUCUGAGCCAAGAUGAGCAAACAAAUGAGAACAAAAGAAUCCAGGAAAGGAUAAAACAACAAAGUACAAAGAUACCUCCAGGAAAAUACCAAGGCCUGAUCAUCACAACUCUCACGGAUGACACUGAUAUUUCUGGAAAGACCAGCUGCUUCAGGGUCAUGUUUACAGAUAAAUACAAACUUAAAUGUUAAUCUCUUUCUAAUACAACUGAUUUAUGCUGCCAACUUUAUUUUAGAGAAAUCAUAUCUGUUAGUUUGGGAGACUGCGAACACUAAAACGCCAUUUAGCCUCUGUUGAUAAUGAAGAUGCAUUUGAAGAAAGAGCUUUUAAAUAGUCAUUUAUAAAGUUUCAUUGUACAUGUCAGUACAUUUAUUCUUCUUUCAGCUGCUUUUGGCGUGUCUCCGCCACCAGUUGUCAACUUUUGUUAGCUAGUUGUAAUAUCUUCUGCUAUUUUUUAGACUGAAGCUGGUUUAUUUCGUAUGAUUGAGUAUUAGGGCCACAUUAUGACAAAAUAAAUUAAAGUCAUUAACUCACGAGAAUUAAGUCAUUACUAACGAGAAUAAAGUUGUAAUAAAGUAAUUACUAAUAAGAAUAAAGUCAUAAUAAAGUAACUACUUACGAGAAUAAAGUCGUAACAAAGUAAUUACUUACAGAAGUAAAGUCAGAAUAAAGUCCUUAUAAUCUAACCUGUUGUUUUAGAGGACAGUUGUUGAAAUGAGAGCCAUGGAGCAUUUGGUGAAAAUGUACUUCAAAAUUGUUUUUUUAGACAAGGAGAUACUUAAUCUUUUGGCACAACAGCACCACAUUAUCAUCAGUAUCAUAAUUACUCCAUCACGACUUUAUUUUCGUAAGACAUGAUUUUAUUACAACUUUAUUCUCGUAAGUAAUUACUUUAUUAUGACUUUAUUCUCAUUAGUAAUGACUCGAUUUUUGUAAAUUAACGACUUUUUUUUUUUCGUAAUGUGGCCCUAAUACUCCAUCCUAAUUCGGUCUUUUUUGCUGAAAUAAUUGUCUUUAUGUUGACUGUCUUGUUUAAUCAAACAGGAGAUAGUUUGAAGCGGUGUUGUAAAUACAACAUUUGGAAGUCUGUUAAACUUCCAUGUUCUUGACAGGUUGAAGGGGGGGUUCAUGUGUGCUUGUCUCAUUGAGCACAGACACGUCUUUGUCCUUCCUUUCGUUGAUCGUCACCCGCCCCCAGGCAGGGCGGAAAAGGGGGCGGGGUCACGUCAAAUGGAUGACACCUGCGGUUGGCUGGAGGCCUAGCCGUCUGGCAGACAGAGAAACACCCAGAGGAAAAGCCUCCUCGGUGUGGGAUCAGUUGUGCGGCAGGUCCCAAAAAGUCAAAGGUCAAAGGAUGACGACGCGGUCUGUGCUGGGAGAUUCUCGUGGCCUCAGAGGGCGGCAUGUUUUUCUAAUAGAGCCCCAGUGGAGCGGGAGAUCCUGAUCCUAAUCUCAGAGGAUAGAAAUCCAAUUUUCAGAGGAGACAGUGGAGAGUCUGGCUCUCCCCGUGUGAGAGAGAUGACUGUCUCCCUGUAAAGCCCUCUUGCUUCAAACGCUCCGUCCCAUACCGUACAGCCAGUACAGAUCUACAUCGAUAAUGACAUGAACCCCGCUAACACAGUACCCCAACAGUUUCCCUUUAGCUUCUCGCGGCUGAAGUGGAGACAAAAGGCUUUGUUCUGUAAGAUAAACAGAUCAUCACAAGAAAAACAUCUGAUCCUGCUGUAUUUAUAUCAGGAUCUGUCUAAUUCACCACUUCAAAGUCAGCCCUGACACGGUGUCCCAGCCUGUCUGGAGAUCUCUGAUACGUGUUACCGGUCCUGAAUGUUCUAUGGUACAUGACUGAACGUGUAACAUGUGCCAGAGCGUGUGACCGCAGGGUUUUUCACCAUAGUCACAUUGUCAGCGGGCGGGUGACCUGGCGAACGCUGAGUGUAGAGUUGCAGGCAGAGCUGGAGUUACAGUCACGGUGAAGCACGGCUGUGUUGCUCGAGGACAGAAAACCCAGACUCUGACCUCAGUGGCAGACAUGAGGGAGAGAAGGAGAGACAGUUGGGUAAUUAUGUGUAUGAGCUGGAGUCUGUGAAGGAAUGAGAAAAGGAAGGGAGUGAGAAAAAGAGACGAGUAAAGAGAGUGACACAAUAUCAGAGAGAGAGAGGUAGAGAGGGAAGAGUUGUUGUUACAGCUGCAUCUUUGGACAUCAUUUCAACUGACAAGACGAACAUUUUAAGGAAGAAAAAUGAUACUUCCAGUUAAAUAAUCAUCACUUAUUGUAGAAGAAGCUGCCUCGUACAAGUAUUUGUGGCAGAGCAUGACAAAAUAGUGUCCCAAAAAUACCGAAAACCCGCUGGAAAAAAACAUUAACUACUACUGGUCUCCAUUUUAAAACCUUCAAAAAUCCCACAUCACAGCAGUAAAAAGUUGUGCGUGACAUAAAAGAGAUGAUGCCUGCUGAGAUGUUCUGAUAUAUGACACCUCAGGGUGCUUUAUUCUGCCUCCACCGCGCUCACUCAGAGGAAACAAUAGCGGCUGUGUUUUAUUUCCCCCGAGGCUGAGGUUGUUUUAACAAAGAUUUUAUGCUUUAAUUUUGCCUUUUUACGAUCAACAACUGCAGCUUCUCUUACUGCUGCUGAUGCAUGAUUUCUUUUUUUUGCAGUCUAAUCUCAUUUAUACGGCUGUUUGUUGUCGGAGUCUUUUUAUGAAUGGCCGCACCGCUCAGGCUCAGCAACUGUUUGUUCUUAUUUUAAAACUUCUGCACUAUGACAGCAUGUUGAUGACUUCACUAAAAGUUAAUAUUUUUACCCACGCUUCCAAAACUUAAAUCUCAGCAAGUGUAUAUAUGAAAAGUAUGUAAUUACACUAAGUAUGAGCCAUUUCAGCAUGAGUUCAGACAAACAUCUCAUUUUAAAAUGCGAGAGGCAAAAACUAAACCUGCAAAUCGCUUGACUGAAGGCAUGACUUGAACUUAAAAAAUGUCUGCAGGCAUUGCUCACUUGCUAAGAUUUGAGAUUUAGCAGUGCACGUGUCUUUUUUUGCUGAGCCCAUUACUUUUUGACAUUACCUUACCAAAUAUGUAUUAAUACACCUUCAAAUGUGCAAGACAGCAAGAAAACAGACUUUGACAGUGAAGCAGGAGCAUAAGGAAACCUCGAGAUAUUUAAAGCGGCAAAAUUUGGAGACUUUGUAAUCAGAACAAUUUGGACACCCACAAGAAUGCAGGAAAAAGUGUGCAAACAUCUGUAUGGCAUACAAUGCACUGUUAUUAGAUAGCAGAUUUUCCUUGUGGACCUCCAGAAAGUCUCGCUUCAUGACUUUUGACAACUAACAUUUCAGUUUUUUUCUGUGGCUAAAUUUUUAUGACAGUAAUAAUAAGUUUUAUUUGUAAGACACAUUACAUUUAAAUAAAUCUCAAAGUUCUGUGCAAACAAUUUAUGACGAGAAAACACUGACAUUUCAACAUUUUUCUAUCAUUUCUCUACUUUCUAACAAAGCAUCAACUAAAAAGAUUUAUCUUAAAUCCAGAAAAUCGUUAAGAGAUGAUUUAACAACCAAAAUAAUCAGAAGUUGCAUCUCAAGUCUGAGUUAUUUUAUUUGAGUCUUCAAACACCUUGGACUAUAGCUUUGGUCAGCGCUGUCUUUCUUAUGUCGUCUGUGUCUUUAGUUAAAGUUUCUCGAUGUAUAGGUCCCUCAAAAUGUCAGUGUCAGAGAGUUCAGGAAUCAGACAAAGCCGGAAGAGAUAAUGACAGCCGUGCAGACACAGACAGAAGGAAAAUGAGAGGCAGAAAGAUAGAGUGUAGUCAAAGGGUUUUGGGGCCGGUUAAGUUCACAGACAGAAAGUGAGACAGUGACUUCUCCCGUCUAUUCGAGCCACUGUUGGAGUGUGAGGUAAGUUACUGGAUACCCGCUGACACAGACAGAAGCAGAAUGAUUGACACCGAUUCUCUCGUUUAUUUCCUCCCUCUGAGCUUCACUUCCAAUAUUCCUCUCAUGGUGAAGUUUUAAAGAGGAUUUUAUCUGCUCUCACAGCACUAUGGUAUCUGAUAAAGAGCCUUUUGAAAGAAGAGCCCCAGUCAUCUGCGACAGUGGAAACACUGACACGGGUUACUUUUAUCAGGAAUCCACUGCCCGGCCAGAAUCCAUCACACGAAGCGUCUGGGUGGAAGUGCUGAAGAGUGUCUGCGGACAAAGUCUGGACAGUAUUUGCAUGGAUGCACAUACUCUAAAAACCACAGGGACAUACAUCCUCACAUACAGCCAGCUCAUUCUGGCUCUCAGAGUCAGAGGUCUGACUUGUCAAAAAAUGAAGCUGAUAGGGUAGUUUCUGAACUUCACCAGCUUGUUGUUUGGAUGUCCGAGUUAAGUGAUGUGGAAUAAAGAGUGCUCAUGUCUGCUUUGGGGAGAAGUGAAGGGUCAAAGGUGAGGCCAGGUGACUAUUUCAGAAAUCAAGGUGUUUAGAGCUGAAACUGCAGAUUUGGGCUCCUGGUACAGCCUUGAUUCAAACUUCUGAUGAAUGAAUGAAAUUACUGGGAAGACAAAAAAGUGACUUAAAGGGAUAUUCCGGAGUAAAAUUAAUUAAGGGUCAAACAUACCGUAACACUGAGUUAGACACCCCAUCGAGAGAUGAAUGUUGCCAACCGCUUGCUUCUCUAGUUAUACCAACUUUAGUAAUGACCGUACGAUAGCAAUACAGAGAGCCACGUGCUCAACUAAAAAGCCACUCUAUAGCCACAAAUAAUGCUCAGUACAGCACCUAACUUUGUCAACAGUACAUAUAGGAUCCAAGCCACAGCACUAGCCACCAAACACAAAGAGACUAAACACAACUUACCUACUCUCCUCCAGCAGCUGCUUGUUUGUAGCGAGACCUCAGGCCAGUCCAUUACGGACUGCUGCGGGGGGACGCAGCUCAAGGAAGAACAUUUACGAUCAUUUCUUUGUCAAUCACCAUAUUAAUCAUUUUCCACUGCAGACACGGUAGUUCUUCUGCCUUAGCGUCUCGGUCUGAUUGCAUUUUCAUGAAGAAAGGGCAAAAAUGACUAAAAUAUGACUAAACCAAAAGACAUGUUUGCCUAAUUCUGAAACCCAUAACAGCUGCCAAGCUUAAUACCAAAUCCUCUCAGGUGAUAUAAUUUAUCACUGAAAGUUCAACAGCUUAAUACAAAAAAGCUGACUAGUUCUGUCACAUAUGUUUUGAGAUAAAAUCAGCCCAGUAUGUGCCAAAACUAUGCCAAAUUUGUGCUGACUUUGCCAUAUUUUUAACCUUACUUUCAUGAACCAAGCUGCUUUAUUGACGAAUCUGGAGAGAGAGACAUGUUGACACAACACCAGCUGACAAACACUCAAACAUCUCUGGGUUUUGUGGGUUUGGGGAACUUGGCUCGAGAACUUGGAAAGAUCCUCAGUGAUCUGUUAGCGACUCGUUUCCCAGUACUAUUUGAGAACUAAUUAGAUUUUUAGCUCUCCAAAACAAUCUCAGCAAAGCCACAAAAAUAAGUUUUUAUGGUUUUUAUUUUUUAAUGACAGAGAAAAUGAGAUUUUUUUUGGUAGGUGAGUAUCACCGCCUGUGUCACAGCAGCUGAAAUGACUGCCUCUGGCUGAAUUAGACUUGGAAAUAUGAGGGUGACAUUGAAAUGCUUGGGAGCAUAAAAUACUGAGAAUUAUUUAUCAGGACAAGAGGAAAGGAGAUAAAGCUCUUCAGACUGUAUUUAAAGGAGAUAAGAAAGAAACUCAUCUGAUAACAACAAUCGACCUUGUCUCUUUGUUCCUUCCUGUUGCUGGGCUGAUGUUUAUGAAUGAAGGGAGAUUUAGAGAGUGGAGAGCUUUCAGGUAAAGCUGCUAAGAGCAUGUGAAUGCAGAGCUGAAACUACAAUACUAACGCAGGAGUCACUCAGAAAUAUCUUUGCCUUCCAAGAUACAGAUUAGAUUAUAGAGUCAUGAACCCCUGAAGUGACUUGGCCUUGACUUUUAUGAAGUCCAUACUCAUGACAGUCAAAGGGAAAACUUGUGUCAUCAGAGGGCGCACUCAGUCAAGUGUUGACAUAGACCAGCAACCCGAGAACACCCCCGCCCUGAAGUACAAUCAGGUAACCAAAACACCAAAAACAAACAAUCAACAGACUGUUUAGCAAGAGGCUAACUAGCUGUUUUCUGAACGGCGAAAAGUCUGUUUCUUGCGUACAUACAAUAUUCAGAAUCAGAAUUACUUUAUUAAUCCAAAACUGGGAAAUUAUGGAAUUAUGAUAGCCAUUUCUUCUCUAAGAUCCUUAUUUUUUACUUCUUGACUUCCCUUUCCACAUUUACUCUGUUCAGCUUCCAAGUCAAAACCGUGCUUGUGAACAGUGGAGCAUAUACAGAACACUUAGGUCAGGCACUGCAGUGUAUAGACCAAUCUAAUGUACCAUUGUAAGCUGGCAUGCCCCCAUGACUGCGAUGGCGUCUAUUCAAAACAUCUAACUUCACUGUAGAUAACAACAUAGGUAUAGCCAAGUGCAGAUUCAACCUCUCUUUCAUUUGUGACAAACUUUAACCUUGUUGAGUUUGCCCACAAACAUCCACACACACACACACACACAAACAAACCACUCGCUGGAUUCAUUUAAACAUGCAAGUGAAAAAACGUUUUUCAAAGACAAAGUUGUUGAGAUGUUUGAAGACAGUGUGCUACAUAUGGGGUUGAAGUCCUCAGUUCAACAGUUUCUGUCUGCAGUUUGUGGUCUUGAUCAGUGCGGUUCUUUUCCAAUCAGGAUUUUUUACUGAUUUACUAAAUAUGUUUUGAAGUUUCAGACAAGUGCUGAAAAGUAGCAUGAGAUAAAAUAUGUGAAAUAUUGUGAAAGUAAUUAUUCUUGCCUUUACACAGAUGUUAUAAUUCAUGGUUCUGUUCAGCUUUUGCAACAUGAAGCAGUUGUCUUGGUGUCGAAUGGUGAAAAAUCCUCUUUUUUUCUGUCAUGAUGAAGUGACGAGUGGCUCGUCUAAAAACUUAGGAUGAUAGAAAUUGAAGUCGGGCUGAAAAGGUUCUGAUUUAAAACACUAUAGAACUUUUUUUUCCCAAACAUGGAAUAAAUCAUCAUAAUUUCAUUGAGCAUCAUGUCACUUCUGCCAAAACCGCGGCCUUACAACUUCAGAUUAGAUCAAGGGAAGUAUUUUCAAAUGGAGAAGUUAUAAUGUGUUUUGUCCUGAGCUCUGCCUUAUGUUCCCACAGCCUCCAUCACAGACGACAGAGGAAGACGGAGCUGCCUUCGACUUAAAGUCUUUGUCAGGCCUCAAAGUGAGUCUCAGACUGUUAAGUUUACUCUGUCCAGCUCUCAUUGCGGUUGUGUACAUGUUUGUGAUCAGACUGAGCUUGAGUGACAUUCAGGGUCUCUAAUCUUCACAUCCUCUUUGUUUUCUCCAGACAAUUGUGUGAAAAGUACCGGGAGUGUGCAGGAAGGGGUCGAUUUUGAGGACAACAGUCACAACUCCCUAGAACCCAGAGGUCAGUGGGAAUACGACGUACACACUGAGUGUUUGUGUGUGUUUGUGGGUGUGCAUUCAGUUUCUGACAGUCAUAUCCUUUCCCUUUGCAUGUCCUUAAAUGUUAUUUGAUUUUGAGCAUCAUAAUUCAAUAAACAACAAAGAUUUGUUUUUCCAUGACUUCAUUUUUUGCCUCGCUAAAAUGUCACGAGCUGUCAAAGCUUCAUACUGUAAAUUAAAUCCAACAGGUUUGGAAGAUUUCCUGCAUUCACAGUGGAAAAACAAAAAAAAGAAAAACAUGAAACUGAUGGGAAAACAACUCUUUGUGCUUUUGCAACAGGAUGCUCAUUGAUUUUCUUUACAUAUCUUGUUGUACGUAGAACAGUCACUCAGGACAUUUUCUUCUUGUUGUAUCCUUCAAGAAUGAAGUGUUAAGGCUGUCAAAAUUGCUCCAAAAUGACGUUUGAAUACUCGUUUUAAAAGUAACACAAAGGUUCGAACAUAUUCGAAUAUCAAGCUUACACAGCUUGCAUAUAACUUUAUCUUGCUCGGCAUUUUUUCCGUUUACCGUGUCUGCCCAAAAUCCGAAGAAUUUCCAAAAGGAGCUUCUAAAGUUCGUUGGAGUCCAGACUACUCUGUCCGAGUUUGGCUCAGAAAAUCCUGCUAUCUCUCUCUGCCUGUGUUAUGGACGGUUUUUGUUGAGUCUCACUGCAUGUGUUUGUCCCUGACCUGUCGUUACAGUGCGCUUACUCGCAAAGCAGCCACUGUUUUUUUUUUUUUUCCUUUUUUUUCGUUUCUUUUUCCCACUCAGUUGUUUUCAAGCUAUUUUUUUAAUAUUCAAAUACAUAUUCAUAUUUAGAAUAUUUAUUGACAACCCUUGUAAGUGUGUUAGGUUAACAUUUAUGUUGGGUAUGAAACAGAUUAAUAAAAAAAAAUCAUUUUGUUUGUGUGCACACACACACACACACGCUUUAUACCACCCCAACACAUUCAGCUCUCCAGUUGAGCUACUCCAGUGAAAGAGCCUUGGCACACCCCUGCUGACUCCACUUUAGCAGUGACUGCUCCCAUCCUGUGACCAGUCUUCCUUCAAAUAUAAGAACUACUCAUUCUUCACAGGGCUUUAUGGUGAUAUUUAAUCUGAGUUGUUCUGCGUAUGAACUCUAAUCUUUAUUAUAAUCUUUUGUAUCAGAUGGCAUCGGUCAUGAGUCUCCUGAGCCAUCCCGGAGGGAUGUGAACUCUGCUGGUCUGCGCCAAACUUCAGUCCUCCUCCUGAGUGCUGCCCUCAUCUUCCUGGCUGCCAUCUUGUCAUUAUAG
Messenger RNA from Xyrichtys novacula (pearly razorfish), 83289 nucleotides. The record is from the annotation of a GenBank genome assembly. Lineage: Eukaryota; Metazoa; Chordata; Actinopteri; Labriformes; Labridae.